AUGAAUGCAGAUUUUAUUUCUGCUGAGACAUAUAACAUGAGGAAAGACACUGAAUCAUGCAACACUUUAAAAGAUAUCGCUACUGAGAACCAAACUACAAAAUAUAUCAAAAUUGAGGCAAGCAUCUCAUAUGAUACUAAAUCUGGCUAACGUAUGCGUGGGUAUUGGCAAACAAGGGGAAUGUGCCUAGGUUUGGAGGGGUUAAAAAUAAUUUGAUAUACUAACAAAUUGACAGUGAAAAUUCAAUUUAACUUUAGUGAAGAAACCCACUACUUUUUAUUUCUCAGAUGUCGUCAUAGUUUUAAAAUACUGAAAUUAUUAAAAACAGUCAUAGUUCUUACUAAGAAAAGUUAUUUUUUUCUAUAUUAUAUUUUACGGACCCUGAGGUCUCUUUUCUCACUACCGAACCUGCCCUGAAACAUUAGCUGCCUCUAGUGUAGUGGAGUAAGUUAACAAGGAGAUCCCAUAAUGCAAAGCCUGUCAAUAUGUGUGUUCUCAAUGAGGUAAAGUGGCUUUAUGGAGAUGACAGAACGGUCUAAAUGUCUUUCUGACUUUAUUACAUAUUUUUACACCUUUAAUUCUUCUCAUUUUUGAUUUGAAUUCAUAGUUUGAAAAUUAUUUUGAAACGUGUGCUUCUUAACUCCCUACAGUUAUUUGAUUUAUGUUCUUGUUAUAUUAGUGCAUUUAAUGUAAAAUAUGAAAAUCAUGUUGGGUAACCUUUGUUUUUUUUAAUUAUAUUGUAGUCUAUUGCUUUUAUUUGUCUUUUACCUUUUUUUUUUGCUGGAAGGUAUUAAAAUAUUGUGAAAAAUGCACUAGUUCAUUUCUCACUGUGCUCAUCUGCUCUGAGCAGCAGUCGGCCAGAUUCUUGCUGAAGCCGAAAAUCUCUUGCUAAGCUGAACAAUGAAAAUCAAAGUACUAUUGUUAUUCUGAGCCUGUUUUUAGAUGAAGUACAUUGGCGCAUCUGUUAUUGAUUUAUUUGUACUUGGGAAUGAAAGAAUCUGUCUCUGUUUAAUAGAAACAGGUUUUAUUUCUAUGGCUCAUAGACACCACAGUGUUCUAGAUAUCCCAAGAAAGAUGCCACAUGUUGAGAGCACAAUAAGCCCCUGUAAAAGAAAAGGCGCAAUCAGGCUGAUAAUAAAAUAGAGCUUCUGUUCGAAGUCCUGUAAUAGGGGACAACAUUUCAUGAGUUGGGAACACUGAUUCAUUGAUUUCUCUCUAUUUUAUAAGAUGAAUAUUGUUGAAAAGUUUGAACCAGCAAUGUUCAACAUUUGCUACUGAUAUAGAACACUUUUGUUAUUAUCAUUUAGUAACUUUUAGAAAAAUGGUACACUUCAAUGUAAUACUUGAGUUGGUGAUCAUCAAAUUCAUUGAAAUAUUAGACAUGUUAAAAAAUAAAUAAAAUCAUAUGAAAAAAAAUUUGUUCCUAUGCUGUUUUACCUUUGGAAGUUUGAGAUCAGUUUCCUCAAUGUAUAACUUAAACUGUUUAUCUGCUUUUUGGGAUUACAAAAUUAGCAAAUGUGGUAGACCAGGCAUUUCUGAGUGUAAUAGGUAGCUUUAGAUCGCUUGAACAACGCUCAGAAGAUUAUUGAAAAUAGUAUUAUUUGGCUGAGCAAUUCUUCCUUUUCGCAAGUCAAUUUUAUGGUGUGCUUUUUAUAUUAUUAUUUUUGCACUUGUAUAUAGGGGGGGAGGGUGGAGGCUACAAAUUAGUGUUAAAUGCCUCAAGGGUAGUAUUUCACAAUUUCUCCUUGGUGACCAUGCAAGGCUUUACCUAAUAACAAAUAAUCUAUUUCACAGGUGAGUGCAUUCAGUUUACACCUGAAUAGGAUAUUAGAUAACCCACUCAAAGAACAGGGAUGGCAUAGUGCCCUAAUGGCGAUGUGAGAGCCACUUAAGGUUUUGGCACUGGGGCAAUGUUAAGUAUAUACACCAUUGUCUGUACUCACAAUUGUUUUUCUGUCUUGAUGACUGCUUAUUUUGCUUCUUGUUAUGCACCUAUGUUUAUUCCAGUGUUCCAAAUGUAUGAAUCUUAUUUAUACUUGAUAUAAAACUGACAUUGUACGUUCAAUUCAAGUCACUAUAUCUCCUUAAGCGGAUAAUAUGUUAUUUAACAUACUGUUCACUUAAUGGGAUACUGUAGCCACCCAGAUAACUUCAGCUUAUUGAAGUGGUCUGGAUGCAAUGUCCCAAGUCCCUUAACUCUGAGUAGAUAACUAUUGCAGUUUUUAAGAAACUGCAAUAAUUACCUGCUAGGGUUAACUCGACCUCUAGUGGCUGUCUGACUUCCAGGCUGUUAGGUUACUUUUGGUCUCCUAACUAACUGCUGGACGUCGUUACGCUAUGCAUGGGGACAUCCUGUCACCCAAAACACCACAGGAAAGCAUUGAAUAAUGCUUUGCUAUGAAGAAAUCCUAAUGCGAGGCAUGCGCAUUAGGUCUCCCCCGCUGGCUGACGUCGGUGGGGGAGGAGAGAAGACAGACCUGAGCCAGCCUUGAGGGACAUCAAUGCUGGACCCAUGUAAGUGACAGGAGUUUUUGUUUUUGUUUUUUUUAAACCCUUCUGCACCACGGGGGUGGGACCUUGACAGAGGGGGAAGGUAUAGUGCCUGUAAAAUUAGUUUGUUUUCCUAGCACUAUAGUUUCCCUUUAACAAUGCACACCCCGGCAUAAUUUGCCCUGCUUGGGAAUACUUCCCAUGGUAAAGCACCGGAGCAAAAGGAAAAGGAUGGCUGUGUCCAAAAAAGACAGAUUCAGUAAGUAAAUCCCUCCCAUCUGGCCAGUGGAUCCUGAGCGGCGAUGUUCCAUCUGGGAUCUGCACUUUAAGAUUGAGUCAUAGUUUGUUUUAUAUUUUUAUGUUAUUUUUCAGUUUUGAAUGCAUUAAAGGACCACUAUAGUGCCAGGAAAACAUACUCGUUUUCCUGGCACUAUAGUGCCCUCAGGGACCCCCUCCCACCGGGCUGGAUGGCGAGGAAAGGGGUUAAACCUACCUUUAUUCCAGGGCCGGGCGGGGAGCUCUCCUCCUCCUCUCCGCCUCCGAUCCUCCUCCUGGGCUGAAUGCGCAUGCGCAGCAAGAGCUGUGCGCGCAUUCAGCCGGUCUCAUAGGAAAGCAUUCAUAAUGCUUUCCUAUGGACGCUUGCGUCUUCUCACUGUGAUUUUCACAGUGAGAAGCACGCAAGCGCCUCUAGCGGCUGUCAAUGAGACAGCCACUAGAGGAUUUGGAGGCUGGAUUAACCCAUUUAUAAACAUAGCAGUUUCUCUGAAACUGCUAUGUUUAUAAAAAAGGGGUUAAUCCUAGAGGGACCUGGCACCCAGAUCACUUCAUUAAGCUGAAGUGGUCUGGGUGCCUAGAGUGGUCCUUUAACUCUCAACCAAGAUAGGGUGGAUGGACUUUUUCUUAGAAGUGGGACAUCUUAAUCAUUUUUUGCUACAAGUGUUAUAUAAUCUAUUAUGGAUGAGGGAAGGUGCACAUAUUGAAUUGAAGUUAAUUAGUGAUUUUAAUUAAUUAGUGAUGAUAAAGGUUAUAUUUUAACGAUUCCUCAUGUGCCAUUUUUUUUAUUACUUCUCCUUGUUUUCAUUCAGUGGUUGAUGUGAAAUCCGGAUCAGCCAUACUGAUAAGCAAGUUCUCUAUUUUGUAAUAACCUAACCCUAUAUGUUUAAUAAAUAAUUAAAGACACUAGACAACUCUCCAAGAUCUUGUCAGUAUUGAUAUGAUCAAUAAGACCAGAUUGAUAAGACAUUGUUCACAACCUGGACUUUUGCAUCCAAGAUGUGAUUUAGCAAAAACAAGAAAGCAAGACAUUCGGUUAGGUAGAAUAUUGGUAAGACUGCGCGAAUAUUCUCUGUAACUCAUUGUUGACCGUACUAGCAUAUUCUCAUUAACUGUAAUGCAGUGCCUGAGAAUUAAUAAACAUGGCAGUAAGAAGAUGAAACAUUGUUUGGUCUGACUCUCUUCAUAAUCCUGUAUCAGGGGUUAGCCCCCAUUUAAUGUUGUUGGGUAUAUUUAUAAUAGUUCAUUGUUGUGUAAACUAGAAAUGUAUGCACUUUUAUUCAAAUUAAACUUGUGUACUGUGACAUAUACGCUUUAAAGUUAUGAGGAAAUAGAAUUGUGAUCCAUAUAUUAAAGCAAAUGUUAUUUAACUUUUCUUUGUGCUACUUUUUAUCUCUAGAUGUGCGGCAGAGUGUUAAAACAUUUUAAUAAAUUUUUCGUUUUUCUUUUCUAGUAAAACUUGGAAUGUUAUGUGUCACUGAGCAAUCUGCUCGGUGUUCUCUUGCAGUGUUUGCAUUCCCUGAGAAUAUAGGCCUUGUUUGGUGAUCACAGUCUUGUGUUGAUCCUGGAUUAAGUGACGUUUCAUUGAGAAUGGAAAGAGAAUUUAUCAACAGAAUCCAUAAUCUCCCUUUGUACAAUGAAAAAGACCUUCUGUUCCCUUGCUACAAUCCUUGUCCAUGUACUUAAUAAAAGGCAGAAUCCCUAAGUGUAGCAACCUAUAUGUGUUAAAAGGCUAGAACACUAAUUUGUAUGCACAAUACAGUGUAUAUAAACUUUUUAGAAGCAGGGCUGGACUCUAAUCUAUGCCAGCCCCAUUGUGCUAAUAUAUAUAUAUUGGCAUAUUUCAUUUUCUAAUUCAAAAUAUUAGUCAUUUCAGGGUAAUUAACCCCUUAAGGACCAAACUUCUGGAAUAAAAGGGAAUCAUGACAUGUCACACAUGUCAUGUGUCCUUAAGGGGUUAAAUUACACAGUUAAAGGACCACUAUAGUGCCAUGAAAACAUACUCGUGCUCCCACCCUCAGGGUCCCACUCCCGCCGGGCUCUGGGGAGAGGAAGGGGUUAAAAUCUUACCUUUCUCCAGCGCUGGACGGGGAGCUCUCCUCCUCCUCUUCGGCUGAAUGCGCAUGAGCAGCAGGAACUGCGCGUGCAUUCAGCAGGUCUCAUAGGAAAGCAUUCAUAAUGCUUUCCUAUGGACGCUUGCGUCUUCUCACUGUGAUUUUCACAGUGAGAAGCACGCAAACGCCUCUAGCGGCUGUCAAUGAGACAGCCACUAGAGGCUUUAGAGGUUGGAUUAACCCAUUUAUAAACAUAGCAGUUUCUCUGAAACUGCUAUGUUUAUAAAAAAAAAAGGGUUAACCCUAGCUGGACCAGGCACCCAGACCACUUCAUUAAGCUGAAGUGGUCUGGGUGCCUAGAAGUGGUCCUUUAAGCUUACUCAUAUGCAGACACAGACAAUCUCACCAACACAAGCUCAUUGAUACACAGGCUCACAGACAAUCCCAUUGAUAUACAUAAGCUCAUUGACAAAAACACAAGUUCACUGAUGCACACAUAUAGGUUGACUGACAGACAAUCUCAAUGACACACAAGCUUAUUACAGACAAUCUCACUGACGCACACACGCUCACUACAGACAAGCCAUUGAUAGACACAUGCUCCCUACAGAAGAGCUUAGUAACACACAGAAUCACUACAGACAAGCUCACUGACACACACAUGGUCACUACAGAUAAGCUCACGGUCACACAUAUGCUUACUACAGACAAGCUCACUGCACACACAUGCUCACCACAGACAAGCUUACUGGCACACUCAUGCUCCCUACAGACAAGCUCACUGACACAUAUACAAGCUCACUCCCUAGCAGACACACACACAAGCUCCCUCACUAGCACACACACAAACCCCCUCACUAGCAGAUGCACGGCGCGCACACACACAGACGCUCACUCACUAGCAGGCACACACACACACAAACUCACUAGCAGAUGCGCGCGCACACACACAGAAGCUCACUCACUAGCAGAUGCACACAAACACAGAAGCUCAAGCUUAUUAGUAAAAAUAUGAAUAAAGGUCAGGGUGAAUUUAAUUUAAAGGAGCACUAUAGGGUCAGGAACACAAACAUGUAUUCCUGACCCUAUAGGGUUAAAAUCACCAUCUAGACACCCUGGUCCCCUUAUGCCUCCCUAAAUAUAGUAAAAUCUUACUUGUAUUCAAGUCUGCAGCUGCUUACUUUGUUCCUUUUUACUUUUGACCUGUCUGCUGACAUCAGGUAGGGUGGAUGGACUUUUUACUUUAGACCUGCCCACUGCCUGCUGACAUCAGAUAGGGUGGAUGGACUUUUUCUUAGAAGUGGGACAUCUUAAUCAUUUUUAGCUACAAGUGUUAUAUAAUCUAUUAUGGAUGAGGGAAGGUGCACAUAUUGAAUUGAAGUUAAUUAGUGAUUUUAAUUAAUUAGUGAUGACAAAGGUUAUAUUUUAACGAUUCCUUAUGUGCCAUUUUUUUUAUUACUUCUCCUUGUUUUCAUUCAGUGGUUGAUAUGAAAUCUGUAUCAGCCAUACAGAUAAGCAAGUUCUCUAUUUUGUAAUAACCUAACCCUAUAUGUUUAAUAAAUAAUUAAAGACACUAGACAACUCUCAAGAUCUUGUCAGUAUUGAUAUGAUCAAUAAGACCAGAUUGAUAAGACAUUGUUCACAACCUGGACUUUUGCAUCCAAGAUUUGAUUUAGCAAAAACAAGAAAGCAAGACAUUCGGUUAGGUAGAAUAUUGGUAAGACUGCGCGAAUAUUCUCUGUAACUCAUUGUAGACCGUAUUAGCAUCCAAUCACAAUGCUUACCCAUAGGAUUGGCUGAGACUGACAAAGAGGCAGAUCAGGGGCAGAGCCAGCACAAUUCAAACACAGCCCUGGCCAAUCAGCAUCUCCUCAUAGAGAUGAAUUGAAACACUGAAUUUCUAUGAGGAAAGUUCAGUGUCUGCAUGCAGAGGGAGGAGAUACUGAAUGUUUGGAUGCAUUUUAGGCAGCAAUGACCCAGGAAGGAUCUCUAACAGACAUCUUAAAAGUGGCCAGUGAAGUUAUCACUAGGCUGUAAUGUAAACACUGCACUCUGAAAAGAUAGUGUUUACAGGAAAAAGGUAAUGAUUCUACUCACCAGAACAAAUUCAAUAAGCUGUAGUUUUUCUAGUGACUCUAGUGUCAUAGUGUAAAUAAAGUCUUGGUUUAAAUUGUUCUUUUUAAAAAUAAAAACUCAUUCUUCUUGUUUUUUUUUUACAAUCUUUAAUAUUUGCAACCAGAUGGAUUUUCAUAUUUAGAAUAAUAACUCUUCAUAUUUUAAUAGUUACAUCAGAACUGAUUUUAGAUAAUUAUGAAGUUAUUGCAAGGUGAACUGACUCCAGUUUAACAGUGCAAUAACUCAUGUUUGAAGAACAAUUUCAAUUUAACAUGCUCAUUGUGUGUAGAUUUGCAGAGUAACAAUGAACUUAAAGGGGCUCUCCAGUGCCAGGAAAAGAAACAGUUUUCCUGGCACUGCAGGUCCCCUCUCCCUCCCACCCCCCAUCCCAAGUUGCUGAAGGGGUUAAAACCCCUUCAGUGACUUAUCUGUCCCUCGGCACUGGUUCAGGGACUGCCCACGCUCCUCCCCUGCCGUCAUCCGGCGGUGGGGACCUAUUGAGCAUGCUCUGCCACCAGCGGGGGAGACCUAAUGCGCAGCAAUGCAGUGCACGCGCAUUAGACCCCCCCAUAGGAAAGCAUUGAAAAAUGCUUUCAAUGCUUUCCUAUGGGAAUUUUAGCGACACUGGAGGUCCUCACAUAGCGUGAGGACGUCCAGCGACGCUAUAGCACACUUUUCAUGCGCUAUAAACACGGAAGUGCCCUCUAGUGGCUGUCUAGUAGACAGCCACUAGAGGAGGAGUUAACCCUGCAAGGUAAAUAUUGCAAUUUAUGAAAACUGCAAUAAUUACACUUGUAGGGUUAAGGGUGGUGGGAGUUGGCACCCAGACCACUCCAAUGGGCAGAAGUGGUCUGGGUGCCUGGAGUGUCCCUUUAAAGGAAGACUCCACACACACAAAGUCCAUGUGAAAUUGGUUCUUUUCCAAGGUAAUUAAGAAAUGUAUCUUCAUCUGUCAGUCAAACAGCCAAGGUUUUUUUUCCCUACUUCCAUUGAUUACUUCCUGCCAUCUCCCCAAAUGUAAAAUUAUCCUGCAACUUUAUUUUUAUUUUCUGUUUCUCAUAUUUUUCUGUAUCUGCAUGUGUUCACGGAUCUAUAGUCCAUCCUGCAUCCUUCCUGCCCAAGUCUGGAGAGUGCUUGCCCUUGUAGGACUUCUCAUUGAGCUGUCUAUGAAUUGAAAAGCAACAUGGGUGAGAAAGCAUUUCACAAUCAGAAGCUUCUCAUUGAGAGCAUCUCAUUGGUCAUUUCCAUGGAGCAUGGAGAGGGCUCGCAAAGGCUGCAGUCAUAAGAAAUGCAGCUAUUGCAAGCCGUGUUGAAAUAUACCCCGAAUAAAAAAAUGUAAAAAAAAAAAUUAAAUACACGCAUGCUUACAUUUGAUAUAUAUAUCUUCUAAAUAACAUUUUUUUAUAUUUUUUUAAGUUUUUUUUUUUUUUUUUUAAAUGUGCAUUGAUCCUUUAAGGUCUUUUUCUGAAAUGUGUAUAUGUAUGUUACCUCUGCAGACGCAAGUUCAAUUAAUUUGGAUUAAUGAAAUUCCUUAAUCAAAAAAUUUAAAUAUUGCAUGAAUAUAAAACCCCAUGCUACAUAAUUAAUCUAUAUUUCACGGUGAAUACACUUUGGAUUACUAUGUAUCUUAAAUAGAAGCCUAUGUUUUAGAUGUUUAUUUUAUUCAAAGAAAUAUGAUUUAUAUAUAUAUAUAUAUAUAUAUAUAUAUAUAUAGAUAUGUUUGUUUUAUCCAUACUGGCAAAAGGGGCAAAUAAUUGGAUGUAUUAGAUGUACGCUAAGAGUCUGCAGUACGUGGUAAUGCUGUUUUAAAACACCGAAGACACAAAGCACAUAAUUUUCAGAUUUUUUUAGUGCUAUUUCAUCUGAACCUAUCAAUAGUAAUAUAUUAUUAUUAUUAUUAUUAUUAUUAUUAUUAUAUAUGUAGCUUAACAGCUCUUGCAGUGAGUAUUUUUCUUUGCUUAAUGUAGUGGUUCCAGUUCAGAGAGGCAAUGUUUCCAUUGUUUUCUAAGGCCAGACUUACUCAGAUAACCACUAGAGGCCCUUCCUGGUGUGGCCCUGCAAUUUUUGUAGGAUGGACAUUCAGCAUCCUCUUGCUCUGCUUGACGAUUCAGUAUGAGACUAAUUGAGCCAAAUUAUCUGUAUGAGGAGAUGCUGUUUGGCGUAGUGUGGCAAUUGCGAUGCAUAUACCUUAACAUCUAGUGCUUCCCUGUAGAAUCUCAGCCGGGUAGAGUGGCAGCCACGGCAGGCGUUUUAUAGAAAUGAUUUUGAUAUUUACAACCAAAGAUUAUUCCUUUCUAUUAACUAAGAAAGUGUUUAACAUUUCUGACUUUUUCUGAUCCACAGUUACUAAUACACCCAUGUCUGACUUUUAUUUUUGAGGUUUUAGAAUGUAUGAACUUUUUAGGGUUUAAUUUUAUUUUGCUAUUUGUUCUCCAUUUUUCAACUUCUAUGUAUGACCCAUCUAAUUACCCUUUUGUAAAUAUUGUUGCAAUUACAUAGCACAGUAGAUCACAAUGGUCUGAGUCACUGGUAUUCUCAAUCAAAAAUGACUAUGCUCUGCAUUACUGGACAUCAGCAAGAUUGAAUAAUUUAAUUUGUAUCAGAAAUUGUUUGUCUGACUGCCACCAGUAGGCAUAGGCAUAAUGUAAACAGUGAUGUUUUUCAGAAACCACACUGUUUUCUUUUACUAGGCUUUUGAGGAAAGUUGUAUGCACCUAAAUAACUUAAGAUAAAAUUAUUUGGGUUCUUAGACUGUCCCCUUAACAUUAGUCUGUGAGCUGUGUUGUCAGCACAGAACAUUAGUAUUCUGCACAGGAGUAGAAACUGCUAGAUUAUAUGAUUGUGCAUACACAAUGCCAGGCCUCACAGGCAGUGUCUACUGCACAUGCUGAUGUAUACAGCAACCACCUGUUUAGCAGUGGAAUUAAAAUAAAUUGGCAAAUAAGUCUUGGAUAGUUGUAUCAUUAUAUUUUAUUAAUGAGAGACUUUUGGAUUACAUGUGAAGAAAUCUGUUAAUAAAGCUAAAUGGUUAAAUGAUAUCUUAAACUGUGUUCCUGUCUCAUUUAAAGGUUGCACUGGUAAGACAGAAGAAUGAAUAUAUCAAUGACAAACCAUUUGGAAAGAAGGACUGGCAUGACUAUGAGCAGAUUAGAAAAGAUCAUGAAAAAACAGGUAAUCUUAACAUUUUGUCAGUAAUGCUAGUUAUAUAUUUGGUUUACUUUCCAUCACUUCAUCGAAGUUGCAUUGCUAAUACAUUUUCAUUGUAUAAAUCAGUUUAAAAAUAUUCCCAGCAGAUUAAUUUUAUUUUCAUGUCUCAAGCUGGUUUGAGUUUUGUUCUAAUUAACAUUUGAAAAGCUGGAAAAUGUUGAUGUGGUGACGGCCAGUACACUUUUCAAACCCUUACAGACUUAUUCUCUGAAGUGAGAAUUGCCAGGUGAAAUUAAUGUGAAUUUAAAAUUUAAGGCGAACGUGGCAAAACUAAAAACAGAGUUGACUUUUUUUUUUUUUUUUACAAUAUUUUUUCUAAUCAGCUAUUUUGGCCCUAAUAUUGAAAUCGGCUUUAAUUCCUCUGAACUCACAUCAAUUGUCACUUGAGUGAAUAACCCUGUAGAUGAUUAUUAUGAUAAAAUAACGAAAGCAGCUUUGUCAAAGUUUGUAGUGUUGGCAUAAUUUGCUACUCCAAUGGGUGUCUGGUGGCCACGAUGUGCAAGGGAAGGUGAGUUAUAUUUGCCUAGACCUGUCCCUCUAGGACGCCACUAUUGUUUUCAUUCUGGACUUCUUCAGCUCCUAGCAGCUGAGCCCACAUCAGUGUUGUAUUCUCACGCAUGCUCAAGAAUACAAUGCUGUGGUUUAUAGAUAAUCCCACAAGACCACAGGUUCCUCCAUAGACAGAGCCUUUUUCUCUGCAGCCGUCACUGGUGACAGUAGGGUGAAAUUACAAAACUUGACAAAAUUCUUUGGUCCUUUUUUUUUUUUUUUUUGGCAAGUGUGUGAAAUAUACUCAGAUCAAGUGAAAUUCCAAAAACAUCAAUGUGAGUAUUUCAUAAAGUUUUUAUCUUUAGGUAAAACUAAUUUGUGGGACAGGUGGUGACAGUGUCGCUCUAAAAUUAUUUGAAUAUAGCCAUUUCAAUUUGCACUACACCAAGCAUGUCAAACUGGUGUUAUAGCAGAGUAGGCACAGUAUGUGUGUGUGUCUGUGUCAGAUCAGAUUUGGCAUAGGGUACAGUGGUUUAGUAGAGUGGGGGGACUGGGAUUUAGUAGAGGGUGAUGCUGUUUUUUUUUAAUAUACUGUACUUUUUAAAAUAAACCUACGUUUCUAUGAAGAUUUAAGGUAUUUUUUUUUUUUUUUGCGGCCCACAUAAACUUAAACCUUGUUUAUGUGGCCGGUGCCAGACUUUGAGUUUGACAUGCAUGCACUACACUGUUGGGAUGUGAUUAAACUUCCAAUGAAAUCUGAAGAUGUCAGGCAUAGAGGAUACUGGGUCUUUAGAGCAAGAUGAUGUUUGGUUUUGCAAUUUAUGGGUUUUAAAACGUGAAUGUGUACCAGCAAUGCAUACAGUAGUACAUUGCAGUAUUACUUGUAGCUGUAAUAUAUAUGUAACAUACAAUUGUAAGUCAGAAUAUUAAGGUAAAUGUCCAUCUUUUGCACAGCUCAGUAUUGCUGUAGUCUGUCUCUGGUGACCUGAUUGUUUCUUCAAGUAAUGAAGUUGUUUCAUUUUAGGAAAUGGUGAACAGGGCAAGCCUUUUCAAAUGACAGAUGCAGAUCGUGUAGACCAGGCAUACAGGGAAAAUGGAUUCAAUAUAUACGUCAGCGACAAAAUCUCUUUUAAUAGAUCCAUUCCAGAUAUCCGGCAUCCCAAGUAAGUAUGCUCUGUAAUUUGGACAACUGUUUAUUAAGUGGAGGCAGAUAUUUUAUUUAAAAUACCACUGGAAUAAGGAAUCCUGCCACAUUCGUAAAUCAGCUGUGGCAUUGGUAUCCAGAGAAACCAUUCUGUCCUCGGAGGGCGGGUUAGAUAAUAGACAUAAAAGCCUAGAAAUAAAAGACCUGCCAUGUGGGAUGAUUCUCAUGGCAAAAUUCAACGAUCCCAACAAUGACUGUAACUCCUUCCGACUACAACAACCUUGUCGCAAGUAGUCACCAAUGUCUGUUAGUAUACGUUGAAUCUUGUCAUGCGGCAAGCUGGCCUCCAUGGCCACUGAGUCCAGUUCAAUACCCAGAAAGUUGACCAUAGUAUCUGGACCUAUAGUUUUGGAGAGGGAAACAGGGACCCCCAACCUCCCAAACAGCUGGGCCUGCCAAGCGUAUCCUUUAUUACUCUCUCUGAUCUUACAGGCACACCAGGGUUUUGUUGCACUGCAACCGAGGUGUCAGCGGGACAAAAGUUGGUACUGUGGAAGGUAGAUGAACACAAGGCACAAGCUGGCAUCCUGAGGCCGGCGAAAUGCCUGCAAAACAACUCUGUAUCCAGCCUACUCCAAGUAAUCACUGUAUUAAACUGGGCCAGAGUUGCUGCCACCUUAGCUGAAAAAGACCUAUGGUAAUCAUAGAAAGCAUAUCCGCCGUACUUGUGUCCCAAGUCAACCAGCUUGUGCAUGUAUGUAUCCAAUUCUUCUCUUCUCUGAGGAGAAUUGGUACAUACUACAUCUCUGUAAAUCCCAAAUUCCAGUACAAACUCUGGAACAGUCAGUUUUUUAUUGAGCCUGGGAUCCCUGGCUUUGAGGACUACUGAUAGAUCCCCAUAAGCAUAGGUCUUGUUCUCCACUAUAUCCUGGGAAGCAAUGAGGAGUGAUAUAAGAUUCACGUCCUUAACCCUCCAGGAUAUUUUUACGUAGCUGAAGGGGCGCCAUGUGGGCAGGUGUGAUCAUUAGUGUAUCUGUGAUACCGGAGCCACAACAUUACCCUGUAAGAUUGCCGUAGCGGCCGCUAGGGACAUGACAUUGGUCAAAGGUGGGUCAGUUGUUGUAUGGCCCGCCUCCAGUCUAUCAAUCCUAUCCCUGAUCUGGCCCAUGGAGGAGAGGAGAGUGUCCAUCAUGGUUUGUAAGUCAGGCAUGUUCCUGGUGCCACUCGACCCUUCCCCAGCUCCGGUGUUAUCGGUGUUCAUAUACAUUAAUCUGAACAAUUCCGCCUUCCUGGCAGUAGCCAGGAAUGGAAUGCUCCUCCUUCGUAGUUCAGCCUGUAUGCGCGGAAUGGUCCAUAACCUAAUUGAUGAUGGACUGACAGAUUCUCAUCCUCUGGAAGGUGAACCAGACCGAGCUGGGGAGUGAGGGAGUGAAAGUUCGUCUCCACCUUCUGGAGCUUGAGACAUACUAAAAAGGAAAAUUGAGAUUUAAAAUAUUUACAUGUAGGUACUGGCUGCUGACUAGUGCCAAGUGGCAAAGAAAUUUGCUUCAUUGGUGAUAGGUGAGGCCCUACUAGUGCCAAGCGGCUUGAGAGGCUCUAACUAUGCAUUGGGCUGAGGGUUAUACCACGGAACGUAGUGGUAGGGUGUUGGCCUCUCUGUGAGUAGUAGAAGAAAAAUAGAAUUGGCCGUGACAGGUGAGUCCCCCUCUAUGCAACAUGCGAGGCGGCUAGCUAUGCGUUGGACCGAAGGACGAAUACCUCAGAGUAUGAGGAUGGGUGUUGGGCUUGCGGGACCACUAAUAUAAGGCAUAGAGGCCUAUAGAAACUAAAUAUGGCUCCUAUUGCCCUGAAAAGCCAUAACUUACUCGCUAGGGGACUGAGAAAAAGGAAAACGUGUAGGUUUCUCUGGUUUGUAUACGUGAUGUCGGAGAACGUACCUGUAAGACUUGUAGCUUAAGUGCGUAAGCCAAGUCUGGAAGGAUCCCUGAUAAUUCGUGCCCCUAAAGUACGUGGAAGGGAAAAUAAAACUAAGGCACUGAGUCUUUGGAACGUACGUAGUCAAAAGAAUGAUGCCUACCUGUCAAGUUUGUCAAGAAUGAAAAUUUUAGAAAUCUUCAGCCAGGUUAAUAGUCGUGGUAAAUCUAGAUGUGUCUGUGCGCCAAUGCUAGUCUAUAAAAUAUGCAACAUGGAUACUAUAAGAUGCACGUAUCUUUGAUCCUCAGUAUAUGACAGAAUGAUAUGGCUUGUUUUGCGAAACUAAAAGUGACUUCUAGCAUUUAAUGCAAGUAUAUUGGUAUAUAGGUCCAUGCAACAUAAGUCUGGUAUGAGUAGUGUGACCACUUGGUGUUCCUUUAAUUAGUUAACACCCUUCUGACGUUGCCGCUAACGUGAUUAUUUAUACAACAAUAUUUAAUUGACCGUUGAUCCCUUAGCUUUGAAAACUAAUAUCCGGGAUGUAACCGCUAUAUACCGUGACCAUAGUAAUCGUGAACCGUUAUUUGUCGUAAUUUUUUAACAUUUCAGUGACAUCUUAAUACCAGAUACUGUGAAGCUGUUGUACUUAAGUAUGGAAUGCUUUGUCAUAGGAGUCAUAUCAUAAAUGUACACAUACCCUGUUAUAACCAGCAGAACAUAAAUUGUACUUGAAUGGUAAAUUUUUUUGAUAGAAGCAGCUUAUAACCUAUUUUAACAGAAAGCAACAAAGUAACUAUGAUGAAACUGAAUCUGUGUGAAAAAUACAUAUUGCCUAGGUAAACAACCGACAUGAAAAUAAGAAUAAACCAGGUGUUUCUCUGUUCCUUCUGACUUAAUGUAGUCAGGAUCUAUCCCACCAAUCUUUGCAUAAUACAUAAAAUACCCCCCGCACAAGUGGCAAUCAGAUGGCAUAACUGACCAACCCCACGUAGAAUAAAAGUCACUAUAAUCUAAAAUUUCUCCCCAAGGGAGCACAUAUAAGGAGAUAUUUGUUAAGUCCAUUAAGGGUUAAUAUCGGAUGCAAGUACGAUGCAAAAGUAAGUAACUUUCCCUCCCCUUUGAGCCGAGUGUGCUCUUGCCGAACGGGAUAUGUUUGUCCUGCACGAGAGCGGCCUGAUCCGAACAAGCAUGUCCGGGGGGGCCCCCGACGUAUUACAACUCUCUGUACUGCAGAAAGAAGAAAGUCCGGUCAGGUAGCUAGGCUUCUAACGCGUCCCUUGCAUCUGUUUGCACACUGGAGAAUACCCGGAAGUGACGUAACGCUCAAACCGGAACGAAAGCCUAGGAGGAGUAUAGGGCCGAGGAUGAGUAUUUAUAUCAGCACUGGCCCCUCCCACAACUCCAGGCUCCGCUUUUACACACACACACACACACACACACACACACACACACAUAUACACACACGUGACAGAAUAUUGAGUAUUUUGAAAAGUGUGUGUGUGUGUCAGAAUAUUGAGUAUUUUGAAAACUGAGUUUAAAUAUGUAUCAUGGACCAAUAAUCUUCCCCACAUCUUAGAUGUGGUACAAAAUUGUAGGAACAUGAAUCCAAUGCAGGUUUUUACAGUGUAACCCUACAUUCCUAAAGUGCUCCUAAACAGCUGUAGUUAAUUGAUAAUGAGUAUUUGUUAAAUGGUGUAUCCUGUGGCUGUUAGAUUAAACCUGUGUGUGUGUGUGUGUGUGUGUGUGUAUGUAUAUAUAUAUAUGUAUUAAGGCAAUUUGCCUGCAUUUGUGGGAGGUGCUGGUUUUCUAACCCUAGCCUACUUAAGGCACUCCCCUUGCCUGGCUCCUUACCGUUCGAGGUCAGCGUUGAAUGAGGAUCCACUUCCGGGUUCUCUCAGACGCCAUCUUGGUUUCAGUAUCCAGGAGGUUUCACCACGUUAAGCUGUGUCCAGGAAUCCUGUUCAGGCCUUUCCGCCCGUCCAGCUUCUUCUGACUCCGUUCUCCGUCGUAGAUCGCGUCCCAGGGACUCCUAAACCGUAAGUCAGACCUUCCUGUCACGCCAGGACUGGUUCCCACGGCGUACGGUACAGCACGGGUCCUCGCUUUACGGCUUUUCCCUGGUUAUGACACGAAUGUUUCAAGCCAUUCGCGGGCUUUUCAUUCGUACGGUCAUUCGGCUGAACAUGUUUUAAAUCGUUCAAUAGUCAUUUCGCAUAUCCUAUUCAUGUUAUUUAAACGAAUGUUCAUUCGGUUGUUUUGCCGUUCGGCAAAUUUUACAUACGCUCAUACACGCUUUGGUUCGCAUAAAUCAUACGGUUAAACUAUUCUAACUUCUGUGUUCCCCUCACAUUUGCUUUCGGCUGUUCUGUGUGUUCACGUAUAAUCCUUUCAUGAAUUAUAUUCACCAUUUCAUGUGUAUAUAACAUUCGGUUAAAGUAUUGCUUGCUUAAAUAGAUUAUUGUUGAUUACUUUUAACAAUUGUCAGUAUUGUAUUACGUCCACAAAUCAAGUCCACUUCUCUGUGUAUACCAUUUGACUCCCACGCUUUCAGGGGUCUGCAUUACUUAUCCAUUUAUACGAAUGGACUCAGCCUAUGUUACAAGCCUCAUUUCUGGGUUAUUAAUACAACAUAUACAAGGAUAGGUUCAUUUAAGCAAUAAUUCUCGGGUUGAUACGUCUUUGCUAUACAUACAUAUCAUAUAGAUAUACAUCACUUUACAUCAUGUUAAAUUAUUUUGGGGUAUCCCUGCCUUUGGUCUUUCUGCUACAUAUCAUACAUAACGCUGUGUUAAUUAGGCCAUGACCUCAUCCAUGUCCCUUUCUAUAAAACCAGUUACAUUUCGGUACAGAUCAUUGAACUCCCACGCCAGGAGUUUUAUAACUAUCCAUUUCAUUUCAAUUUACUCAACCUACAUUACAGGCCUCAUUUCUCUGUCAUGACGAUGACACAUAAGGCUUAAAUCCUUUUGCAUGCAUACUCGGGUUGAAUCACACGUACUGAUCCAACCAAUCAUACGUCCCCUACACAGUCAUAUACAUAUGUAUAUAACCUACGUUUCAUGUUUUCCUUUACACACCAUUAUCACGUAACACAUAGAUUGUUUGUACAUAGGCCACGGCCUCCCUCAGAUGUCUUAUUCAAGCAUGCAAACAUUUCUGAGCCACUCAUAGCUAUUCCCAUGGUAUCAACAUAAUUUUAUACAUUGCUGCUACAGACUAUAAGUCUGGUUCUUUUACACUCCACACUCAUCAUACUACUCUCUUUUACCCAUUUUUAGGCUGUCAAGCUUAUAUAAUUGCUCCACACGGUUUAUUCCUGUGAUUUAUCAUACUACCAGGUACGUACACCUGCUCAUAUGGUAUUCUACCAUACAUUUCAUUUCAUCCCCCUAGUUUAGAGUACUGGCAAUAGGGUCACAGGAUUCCCAAUAGGUAUUUACCCCAUCUUGGCUGUCGCCAUUAGUUAGUGGUCCCGCGAGGCCAACACCCCGCCUCAAACGUUUCGGAGGCAAACACCCAUCGGGCCACACGUUAGCUAGCCGCCUCGCAUGUUGCAAAGAGAGGGCCUCACCUGUCACUCCCUUCCCCUGUUUUCUGUCGUACAGUCACCGAGAGGCCUAAAACUCCUGCCACUACGUCAAGUGGCCUCAAUAACCCCUCGCGCCAACGCAUAGAUAGAGCCUCUCAAGCCGCUUGGCAAUUAGUAGGGCCUCACCUGUCACCAAACAAGCAUAAUACUUUCGCCAUCCGGCCUAGCUAGCCUGCCAGUACAAUUUGGUGGUUCUAUAUACUAAUUAUUGUUUUAUUUAUAGUAUGUCUCAGGAAGGGGUAGAGGAUUUCUCCCUGCCUAGCACCCCGGCUAGAGCUGUCACUCCCACACAAGGAGGAGAGCUAGCUAGUCCAGCAUCAAUUAGAUCCUGGACAAUCCCGCGCAUAACCACGGAAUUAAGGAGACGACAAAUCCCCUACCCCGCUACAGCAAGGAAGGCAGAACUUUUCAAACUGCUACGCACAUCAACCAAUAACAUGGAAGCCGGGGAAGGAUCUAGCCAGUCCAACCCAGGGGACAUACAUGCCAUGUUAUCCUCACUCAUGGCAUCCAUGGGCAAGGUCAACUCCAGGCUGGAGAAACUUGAGUCGGUCACCACGGCCCUCACUCUAGCAGGGCCACCCGCGGCUGCGGUACAAACACCAGCCUUGCCAUUAGUCGCUCCAGCCAGCCCCCUGGAUGACCAGGAAGUUAGCCCGGCCCACAUGAUACCUGAGCAUAUCAAAAGGGAUAUCCUGGAAGGUAAAGACGUCAACCUGGCUUCCCUGUUGAUUGCCUCCCAGGACAUUGUGGAACAUAAGACGUAUGCUUAUGAUGAUGUUUCUGUUAUUGUCAGAUCUAGGGAUGCCCGCCUGAACAGGAAACUGACUAUCCCUGAAUUUGUACUAGCGUUUGGUAUUUACAGGGAUGUCGUCUGUGCGGUUUAUCCCAACAGAAGAGAGGAGUUUGAUCUCUAUAUGCACAAGCUGGUAGACCUGGGCAACAAAUAUGGUGGUUCAGCAUUCUAUGACUACCAUAGGUCUUUUUCUGCAAAAGUGGCUGGAGCCUUCUCCCAGUACGGUACACGAUCCAACUGGGGAAGGAUUGAUACCGUCUUAUUCUGCAGACACUUUGCAGGUCUAAGAACACCAGCUUGUGCAUACUGCUCCUCCACAGCCCAUACUACUAAUUUUUGUCCCAACACGGCAGACGGACAUGCCUCCACACAAGGAACUAGUUCCUCUGGGGAUCCAGGGAAACUAUCCAAAGACAAAUUGGGACGCCCAAUCAAGUUUCUGGGCAAGUCCCAGAUAUGUAAUAAUUUCAAUGUUGGGUCUUGUAAUUACAGUGGAUGUAGACUAUUGCAUGUCUGUUCAAAAUGUUUUAGGGCACAUGCUAAGACCAUGUGUCCAAAUAAAAUGUAUUCUAAGCCUUACCUUACGUCCAUUAAUAUGCCAGUAUUCACAGCAUUGAUGUUUCUUAUUUCUGGUUUAACAGAAGGCUUCCACACAGGUAUCCUACACAUACCAGCUGGCACUCUGGAAUGCCCAAACCUACAAUCCGCCCAACACAACCCCACAGUGGUUGACACCCUCAUAAACCAAGAAGUGGAGGAGGGCUUUGUAUUGGGGCCUUUUAGAACUCCCCCAUUCACAGAAUGGCGCACCAACCCUAUUGGUAUUGUCACAGGGAAAUCUUCCCAAAAACAGAGACUCAUCAUUGACUUAUCGGCUCCCCACUCAUCGGCCAACCCCAGUCUUAAUUCCCUCAUACCCUCUGAGGAAUUCUCUCUGCAAUACACCACCAUAGAUCACGCCAUUACAGCCAUCAUACAAGCAGGGGUGGGAGCCUGGCUCAGUAAGACCGACAUUACUAACGCCUUCAAAUUACUCCCUAUCCACCCCACACUGUGGCACCUGCAUGGCAUCAAGUGGUCCGAGAACUACUAUUUUUUCUCCCGGUUAACUUUUGGGUCCAAAAGUAGCCCAGCUAUUUUCGACACAUUUGCCGAAGCACUAUGCUGGUUACUAUUGAACAUAGCCGGAUGCCCUACAGUAUUACAUUACUUGGACGAUUUCCUACUGGUCGAGGAGAAUACUGCACCUCCCACUAGCCUCAAAGCUACCACUAAGCUGUUUGAGCAACUAGGUGUACCCAUCUCCCCAAAGAAAACAGAAGGGCCAGACACGGUUAUCACUUUUCUGGGUAUCCAGUUAGACUCUGCCACAAUGCAAGCAAGCCUACCUUACGAAAAGAUAGACAAUAUUCUCACUUACAUAAACAACUACCUACAGCUCGGCACUUGCAACCGCAAAGAACUACAGUCCCUGCUGGGGUCACUAAAUUUUGCAAUGCGCAUCAUACCUCAAGGCCGCUCCUUUAUUUCACGACUAUUGCAUCUUUUCCCACUUUUUCUACAUGACACGCACAGGUUGUCCUUAGAUGCCCAAGCUAUGGCAGAUCUAAACAUGUGGAAGAGGUUUUUAACCACUUGGAAUGGUAAAAGUAUGUUCCUCCCUCAAUUGACUGAAUCAUCUCCUACCAUUUGGUCAGAUGCGGCAUCUACCACUGGUUUUGCAGCAAUUUUUGGGAACGAAUGGCUUUGGGGCAGCUGGCCUUCAGCAGUUCUGGAUUUGGAAGGUUUUUACACUACCUCAGCUCUUUUUGAGAUCUACCCCAUAGUGGCGGCUGCCGUAGCGUGGGGUCAUUUAUGGGCUAAUACGCCAGUGCGUUGUUACUCAGACAACCAGGCGACCUGUCACAUCAUCAACAAAGGUCGUUCCAAAUCUCUUACGAUUAUGAGAUUUCUGAGGAAACUCACUUGGUUGGCAGCUUGUCAUAAUUUCUUCCUAUGUUGUUUCCAUGUGCCAGGUGUAUACAACACAGCUGCUGACAGUUUGUCUCGCUUUAAAUUUCAGGAGUUUCAUCAAGCACUCCCGUCAGCAGCACCCACAGCCACCAUCACUCCAACAUUUCAACAACUCAUACUGGACUAGACGUCAUCAUGCAGCAUAGCAGGACAUUGUCUCAGUUGGCACUUUCACACAAUACAAACAAAACAUACAACAGGGCUUUCACACUAUUCAAACGAUUCCUUCUGGAACAUAACAUCAUACAACCGUUUGUUAUGACAUCUUUUUGGGGUUUGCUUCCUUUUGCCACCUUAAACUCAAAUUGUCAUAUAACACCAUCAAACUCUAUCUCACUGGCAUUCAACACCACAUGCUCAUCUUACACCCAAAUAACAACAGUUUCAUGGCCUCUCACCAAAUUAAGACCAUACUCAGAGGUAUUCAAAAAAUCAGAACCCACACAUUUGGCCCAGAGGCUACCCAUAGAUAACCAUAUCUUCAAAGCUUUAUCUAACCUACUCGACCUGAAACCGUUUGACACUAAUACGAAUUCUAUCAUCAAAACAGCAAUAUACAUCGCUUUCUAUGGAUUUCUACGACCCAGAGAAUUCACUACGACCUCCACGACCCAAACCACUCCAUUCCUCCUCUAUUCCCACUUGACAAAACAUAUGGAUCAUUACAUCCUGUCUUUACCUCACUCCAAAACCAGCCAGCACAUACCUGUAAACAUUCCGUACUACCCCACGCACAACAGAUGGUGUCCCGUAAAAGUUCUUGAUGCCUACAUACAGCACCAUCACUUACUGCCCUCGCAACCGUUAUUACAACUACAAGGUGCAGUACUCACCACUACAACCUUCAUGACCUACGUCAGGUCCUUGCUCACACAACUGGGCCUCAACGCAAACAAUUACUCAGGACACUCCUUUCGUAUAGGAGCCGCGUCCACAGCCUCCAGUUUCAACGUCCCAACUCAUGUUAUCAAAACACUGGGGCGCUGGAAGUCAUCCGCUUACUCACGGUACAUACCGAACCCAGUACAAGAGUUAAGAGAUGCUUUCAUAAACAUGUCUGGUUGAUAAAUGUAUAUGUAUUGGUUGUCUGUUAAUAAAUUGGAUUACUUAAUUUUUGCCCUCUUCUUUCUCAGGCCUACCUCAUCGUCGGUUUCGGCACACCACAACCGACUUGCUCCUUUUAUCAUCCUACGCUUAUUCAUGGUAUUUCACACUGUACUAUCUUAAGCACCUAACACAAGUAUUAAGGCAAUUUGCCUGCAUUUGUGGGAGGUGCUGGUUUUCUACCCCUAGCCUACUUAAGGCACUCCCCUUGCCUGGCUCCUUACCGUUCGAGGUCAGCGUUGAAUGACCCUCCCACCACACCACUUUUAACAUUUAUUUUCCUUUCUAUUUCUUUUCCUGGGUGGGCCCUCUUCUUUCUCAGGCCUACCUCAUCGUCGGUUUCGGCACACCACAACCUACUUGCUCCUUUUAUCAUCCUACGCUUAUUCAUGGUAUUUCACACUGUACUAUCUUAAGCACCUAACACAAAUAUAUAUAUAUAUAUAUAUAUAUAUAUAUACAUACAAUAUAUAUAUAUAUAUAUAUAUAUAUAUAUAUAUAUAUAUAUAUAUAUAUAUAUAUAUAUAUAUAUAUAUUGGAUGCACUCUCUGGUCUUCCAAAGUUAUAAAGUUAUUUAUUCCAUCAAACGGUAUGUAAUAAAGUGAUCGACGUUUCAACCCAUUUGGGUCUUCCUCAAGAUGUGUGUGUAUAUAUGUGUAUAUAUAUAUAUAUAUAUAGCUUCCCGGGUGGCAUUUGCUAGUUUACCACCUUUCUUACGCAACACAAUAUAAAAAAAAAAAAACGAUAUUUGGGAAUUAGCUAAGCAUCUAUAAAGGAAAAAAAUAAACCUAACAUAGUGUAAUAUAGUUAGAUACAAUAAGACCUGUGCUUCUUAAAAUGCACUCACAGUGUGUAUGAGAGAACUGCGCCCUGGGGUGCCUCCCCUGUUAAAAGCUUUGGGCUAUCAAAUGAAUCUAAUUCAAGCACGGAGAUAAAUAUCCCAGCUUUCUGAUUUAUUGCAGACUUCAUCUGCAGCAGGAGAAACCAAAAGAAGGUGAUGGCCCCCCAACCUUUACCAGGGGAAGCACACCAAGGCACAGUUUCUCAUACACACUAUGAGUGCAUUUAAAGACGUGCAUGUCUUAUUGUAUCUAACUAUAUUACACUAUGUUUGGUUUAUUUUUUCCUUUAUAGAUGCUUAGCUGAUUCCCAAAUAUUUUUUUUAUAUUGUAUAAUAUAGCUGUGUGAUCACAAUGUCAGCAUCUUACCUUGGCUGAGAGGCCUCCACGGAGAUAACAUGGACCGAAUGUCAUACAAUUUCAGUACCUGGCUCACCAAACAAUGCAUUGGGAGUAGGAUUGUCAUUAACCCUUUAACCUCUUAUUUUUGUGUGUCUGUUUAUUUCCCUGUCAUAGAACACGGUAGGACUCUUGGACUCUAAAUCCUUUUAAAAUUAUGGAAGCAAUAGCAUAGCAGUAGUAAUGUAAUGGAUUAUUAAUGUGGUGAAUAGCAAACAUCAAUCUGACGAUUAAGCAAAGGAAGAUGUAAAACACAUUCAAAAAAGAAAAUGACUUCCAUUGUUUAAGUGUUAUGCAAAAGUAAAUAUAUAUAUUCUGUAAGGAUUUGUAAUAAAUGGCACUCAAAACGUCUUAAUAAUGAAUUCAAUAAUGAAUUCACACUUAUUUCAUUUUUUCCCUUUUGAUAUUGUAAAUCUCCAUAUGAUUGUAUCAGCAUUUUGGUACACUUUCUUUUCAGCUCUUUUUAGGAAUUUUUGCUUAAAAUAAAUUGUGAAUAUAAGAUUAUAUAGGUGUCAAAUGAUACAUUUUCCCUGCGUACAGCGGCAGUACAGUAGGGAUAUUCUUGAUCAUAUGGACAGGUAGAUUCCUUACAAAUAGUUUGAAAGAUUAGCAGUCUCACUCCUUUUGCAGGGCAUAUGUACCUGACCUUCCAGAAUUUUGGACGGUUGUAUUGACUCUCCUUAGCAGAUAAUGCUGUAGUGGGGUAGGCAUGGGAUGCUGAUUGUUUCUAUCCAUCAUUUUAAGCCACUAGGGAGGGUAGCUAUGCCUUGCUCUUUUAUUUUAUUUAUAUAAACAAGCAGGAAGAAACAAAAGUCAAUAGACUUAUAUGCAACAAUUUUCCUCUGGGCAGAAAAACAAUUAUCGGUUCUCUCAGCUACCUCUGAGAUGUAGACGACCUGAGCAGACAACAUUGGAACCAUACAGCCUAAACAUUCUCAUGUUCACUAAAACAGAUUAUGUACUUUAGUAAUAGAUUUGAAGGCCACUAGGAGCAACAGAAAAGUUCCAAGCUUCGCAUUACUCUCCAAACAGGAAAACUCAGACUCCCUUGAUGUAUUCUUAGUGCAAAGAAUUUCCAGCUAGAAUACAUUUUUACCCCCAUUAGCAGUAUUACUGAGUGUUGCAGAAGAUCCAUGUAAUUUGCCUCUGUUGUUGCGAUACCAUGUUGGUCCAACUGCAGCUGGUUCUCACACCUACUCCAGGUGACAAAGGCAGUAAAUUCCAAUAUCAGGAAGCACAUUGGAGAACAAGAGUGUGCCUAUAAAAACUCUAAAAACUUUUAAACCCCAGGCCUAGUGGUUGCAAUGAUGAUUCUACUAAGCAAAAUAAGGUUGUAAAAUUUACAUAGAAACCUACAAGAAAUUCCACUUUAAGAAUCAAUUUGCACAUUUGGAAUAAGUUCCUUAGCUGGUGUAAUAAACAUCUGGAUGCUAUGAAUCUUCCAAUUCCACUAAUUGCAGAAUUUAUUCAAGAAGGCUUUUCUCAAGGGCUCUGUUCAUCCAUACUGAAAGUGCAAGUGUACGCCCUUAGCUACUUUCUUAUGCAGGAUUUAACUUCCGGAUACUUAAUUAGAAGAUUCUUUAAGCCUAACUUGCAACUUUGUCCUCUCAAGAUUUCUCUUUUCCUACAUGGGGCUUAUCAUUGGUUUUAUACGGGAUAGACCAUUUGAGCCACUCUAAAACUGUUCUAUGAAAAAUUUGACACCCAAAACAAUAUUUUUAGUUGCAAAUACUUCAGCUAGUAGAGUAAAAAGAAUAUACUUUCAGCAGCUCUGGAAUUUUACCGUCUUUUAGUAAGACAAAGUGGUGUUAGUUCCCAGACCUUCCUUUUGCCCUUAGGUUUUGAACAAAAUCAACAUGGAUCUGGAUAUCAACUUUCUAUCAGAACCCUUCUUUACCUAAGAGAAUGUUUUCACCAUCUGGAUGUCAAGCGUGCCUUAACCAUCCAUCCUAUCUAACCCGAUCAAAAGAAUAGAGAAAGGCUUCUAAGUCUUCUGUAACUAGAUGGAUUACAAAAGCUAUUUAGAUUUCCUACAAUCCUCAAGCAGUUAUUCUUCCUGAUAAAGUUAAAGCUCAUUCCACUAGGGCUGGGCAGAAAAAAAAAAAACUUUGUGUACUCUAAAGGACAUCUGCAAAUCAAUUACAUGGUCUUGUCCUCAUUUAAUACUUUCAUCACAUGCUAAUGGCCAGACAUCUCUACAAACAGCAGUGGCUUGAAAUAUCCACCCUUCACAGGAGUGCUUGAAAUCUCCCUACUGUACUGCUGCUGUAUGCAAGGAAAAAAUCUACUCACCAUAAAUUCUUUUAUUUUCUUAGUAUCCGCAGCAGAACAUGUAUUCCAACCUUUUAGAUUUUUAUACUUUGACAUAAGAUUGAGUUGGUUUAUUUAUUUAUUUAUUUUAUUUUAUUACUGUGGUAUGACUGGCAUCCUAUGGACUGUCAGACAGCCUGCAAAGGAUGUCGGACUGCUAAUAUUUCAAACUUUCUUCAAGGAGGCUACCUGUCCAUAUAAUCAAGAAUAUCACUAUUGUCCUACUGAUGAUAUCAAGGAAAAAACAUUUUCUGGUCAGUAUCAAUAAAGUGUAAAAGUGCAGCCUAAAAGUCAGUUCCUCUUCAGAUAGUUCCAAAACAAACAUGAAAUAAAACAAAAUAUUGUCUUUGUCGCAAAAAAAUGUUUUUUCUGUAAUUCUGUUAUGAGAAAAAAUACACAUUUGUGUUUGUACAACUUAAGUCUACUAAAUUUUUAAAGGGUUGCUUUAGUUGUUAUGAUGCCAGAAGUAGCCAAGCCCAAUUUCCCGGUAAUGUGGCAAAUCAUUUUGCCAAGAUUUGUCCUCUUACCUGGUCCUGCUGGGCACCUGGUAUACUUUAGUUCUGACUGUGAUGUACAUCCAGAUACUGAGCUUGCUGGCCAUUUAUUAUCUGAGAAUGUCAGUUGAACAGUCAGCCAAUGAAGGCAAUUCUGUGCAUGUGUACUAGAAAUUAAAUGCUACUGCCCACUUGCCUUUUGAGUUCUGCAGCCAUAAUAGACAGAGGGGCUGUUGAAGGGGCAAAAGUAACAGACCAGGGGCUGGGAGGAACCAAAAACACAGUGUCUGGGGAAGGGGCAAACGAGACAAAGGCUUUAACUUAACCCAUUAGAGUUUAAUAGUGUCGAAUAAACUUACACUAAAACCAAAACAAUUCAGAUGGCUGACAUACGACUAAAAUCAAAAUGGCUUUUUAGUUAAAAGAAUAUGACUAAAACUACAUUGAAAUUUGCUGCCAAAAUUAACACUGCAUAAUACUAUGUUUUCAGCCACCAAAACAUCUAAUUUGAAAUGAAUUCUUGUUCAGGCCAUACUAUACCACUACUUUUUUUUUUUUUAUUCAUCUGUUUGAUCAAGAAUACUGUAGCUUGUUCGGCUCCACAUACAAAAGUUGAUUUAUUUCAGGAAUUAUUAUAUGUUGAGAUUAGAAAGAAAUUUUGAAUUUAUGAUAAAAAAUAAAGGUCUUCUCUCCUCUUUAAUUCUGGAAAAGAAAUCAACAUUUUCAGAAUUUUUUUUUUUUUUUUAAAUGCAAAGCAUUUUCUCUUGCAAAUGGAAAGCAGUUUUGUUACACUGGGAACAUAAAAUGUAGUGCGUAUAAAAGUAUUGUGCUUGAAAUAAAAACAGUUUAUUCUAACAUAUUAAGCUAAAUUCACUUUUUAAAACUAUUUUUUUGUUACAGUGGAACGUCAAGGUCCAGAGAGAGAGCGCACUCUUUUACAUUAGAGACACUCUACUCUACACUACAGCACUUAAGCUUGCUCAAGUGCAUUAGGGAUAUUUAGGAGGUUCCCCUUAGUCCUGUUUUAUUACUUUUUUUUUCACGAGAAGGAACUUUAAUAGAAUUGGAUCUUAGUAAGAGAGAACAACAGGAAUGCAUAUAGGGAAUGCUUCACUAUGAGAAGAAUCUGAUUGGACGAAAAAUUGCUAUCACCCAGUCAGAUUUGCAGCAAUUGCUGGCGGACGGUUUGCAUUAAAGAUAACACAGGAAUGUAGGAGUCAAGUAAUUGUUAAGAAAAAUGUUAUGAAAAUCAACCAAUGCCGUUAAAAUAUAAUUGUUUUCCAUAUACUUGUUUGUUAAGGUAUAACUGAGAGGAUGAACAAUUCAAUUACCUAUUCCAACAAUAUGGAAACCACAAGCAAAAUAAACUGAAAUCUUUUUCUCUGUAACACCCCUGUGACUGAAAUGCAUAUUUAUCUUUUCAUUUAAGAAUUGCAUCAUCAGUAAUUUCUUACAGGGUUAUUAACUAAAGUUAGAAUUAAAAAUGAAUUUCAAAUUUAAACUCAAAGUAGCUGAACAAUAAGCAUAGCUGACUUAGAGAAUGUUUCUCGUUUGGCUAUUUUUACCUUGAAUUUAAAAUUCACUUUGAAUUUUUUUUUUUAUUUUUUUUUUUUAUAUAAUUCUUUAUUUUUGUUGUGCCUUGCAAGUACAACAGGUAAGAGAAGACAAGUCAACGAAUAGCAUCAAAAAGUGUCAAAAUUUCUCCAUACAUUGCAAAGAUUACUGCACAAUUUUUAUAUAUAUUCGAAGAGUACAUGCUGCUUCCAGAACUGAAUAUCAGAUAACGUAUAGCAUGGAGUAAGUUGGUACCUAAAGUAAAAUAAAAGUUAUGAUUACAAUAGAUAUUCAUUUAUUAUGUCAUAUUUCCUAGCGUAUUGACUUAAAUCCUGUGUCUGCAUAAAAAUGAGAAAAUAAGUAAAAUGGAAAUGAUAACAGAGAUCAGCCACUGGGAGUGUAUAUAGGUUGCCAGUGUUAGUUAAACUGUUAGGUGCGACACUACUUGCACACUGGUGUUAUAUAAGUGGAGCUUAUUCGGCUCGCCAGUAUUGGCAUAGAGCUGGGCUAAGCGUUUUGUGUUUGCAUGCAUUGAUAACGUUAUACCACUGGGUUAUGGGCCUAGCGCAUCUGAUCAAGACCAAACUAUAAGUAACCAAAUAUACAAAGCUUAGCUAUUACUUCCUCAUAGAGUACCAUGUUAAUUUGCAUAGGCUAUGCUUAUGUGGGUAGCUAAGGAAACACACAGUUAUUAAAGCUUUGCUAAGUUUUAUGCGAUUAGGCUUAGGCCUGACGUGACAUUAGCACAACUAACACUAGUUUUGGUUGAGAGUAUAGUGACAAGCUUCCUAGCACUGCAGUACACUUCGUGUUCUAAAUUAUAACUUUUUUUUUAUUGUGACUUACAUAGAGUACAGCAGGAUGAAAUGCAUGGCAUAGAAACAUUUUGUACACAUGUUAGUUAGGAAGUGGCAACAACUGUGGCAGUUUUCUGCCGUUAAUUACAUGGAAACGUUUUUCGUUCAGGUAAAGACCGUUCAACUGGCGUAUGCCGAGUGCCAAUGGUUUGGUAUGACAUAUAGUAAUCAUAGAUCAGUACCCCUGAUUGUCUUGGCUUAGUGUAAGUUAUUCAGUGUUAGCCAGGGUUGUUUUGUAGGUAUCGUACCCAUGGGUCCCAUAUAGAUGGAUAUGUGUGAUAUUGGUGUGUGAGGGAACAUGUCUCUUCAAGGUUUCUAAUGGUUUCAACUUUUUGUAUCCACUCCCGUGUGGUGGGAGUUUGAGUCUGUUUCCACAGGGCCGGGAUAAGUUGGUUCGCUGCUGUGAUGAGGUGGAUUAGGAGUGUUUUUUUCGUGUUUUUGCAUUCCUGAAGGUGGGAGUAGAAAUAGAUAUGUGUCUGGGUGUAUCGGAAUACUUUUCCAGAGAAUCUGAUAGAUUACCCCUGAGAUUCGCAUCCAGUAUUUGCGAAUCUCUGGGCAUGUCCACCAUAUGUGUGUAGUUGUACUAUUCGGUUGCUGGCAUCUCCAGCAUCUAUCUGCUGUUGUGGGGAAGAGAUGGUGUAGUUUCGAUGGUGUGUAAUGCCAUCUGGCUAUCCUUUUAUAAUUGCUUUCCUGAGCUAUAGUGUUUCUGGAAGUUUUAUGUAUUUGUCUGAAGAUCUUUUUCCAUUUGCUUCUGGAUAUUUCCAGCUUUAAUUCCCUUUCCCAUGUUGUGGUGAAUGUUGGUAAUUGGUGAGUGUGUAUUGUUUGGAUUGUAUUGUACAUUAGUGAUAUGCAUUUCGUUUUUAUAUCCUGGUUUGAGCAGUGCUUUUCAAAUGUGGUUUGUGUUCUGUUUGUCCCCUGCGUUAGAUGUCCUGAAUGUAUGAAGUGUGUUAGUUAGUUGUAUUGGAGUUUUUGUAUCGCGUUUGGUGAUUCAAUGAAGCUCUGUAGUGGUUUGACCCGUUGUUCCCCAGUCUCGUCUAGUAGGUCUCCCAGUGAAAGGUACGCUUUUGUUUGGAAGAGUUUCAGCGCCUUACCGUCUGCCCCAGGUUGGAAGAGCGGGUUAUGUGAGAUCGGGUAGAGUGGGGAUGGGUGAGGUGAUAUUUGUGUACUUGGUUUGAUGGUUGCCCAGGUCCGCAGGGUGGGGGUUAUUGUUGGGUGUGGUCCUUUUAUUAGCAGUGUUUGACCUGUUUUGUGCCAUGGGAUCGUGUAUAUUGGUGCUCUGAAGAACAUGUUCUCGAUGGUCACCCAUUGUUUUGUGUGGUGGGUACAUGACCAAUCAUAUAUUCUAGUUACGUGAACUGCUUUAUAAUAUCUGUCUAUAUCAGAUAGACUAAGGCCUCCCUCUUCCUUCGGUUUUGUGAGGAGUGCGUAAGCUAGUCGGGGGCUCUUGUGGGACCAGAUGAAGGCCGUGAAUAUUUUGCGUACCGCGUUGAACCAUGUCCUUGGUAUUGUUAUGGGAAGUACUUGUAGCAUAUAUAAGAUCCUGGGGAGGACGUUCAUUUUAAGGAUGUUUAGUCUGCAGAACCACCCAAAUUGAGGUUUAUUCCAGGCUGUAAGGUCCGAGUUAAUGGUUUUUAGUAGGUUUGGGAAGUUGCUAUCGAAUAGGUGUGACGUUUCUCUGGUGAUGUGUAUCCGUAAUAUUUUAUGUUGUGUGGGGCCCACGUAAAUGGGUAAUCCCGUUUCAAUGUGGUUGUGAUGUGUGGCCGUAGGUGGAUUGGGAGGAUUUCACAUUUACUGAGGUUUGCUUUGAAGUUGGAUAUUUUACUAUAGGUAUCCAUUUCUUCCAUUAGGUGUGGAAGUGAGGCCAGUGGGUUCGAGAUUGAGAAAAGCAUAUCGUCCGCGAAUGCGGCUAUUUUGUGUUCGUGUUUUCCCACCUGUAUGCCUUUGAUGUUGGCGUUGUCUCGGAUUCCUUGAAGGAAUGGCUCUAGGAUAAUGACAAAGAGGAGAGGGGAGAGCGGGCAUCCCUGCCUCGUGCCGUUUGAGAUUUGUAAGCGCUCCGAGAUUUGGCCGUUAAUUCUAAUGUUGGCCGUGGGGUUGGAGUAUAAUGCUUUUAUCCAUUUUUGCCAAUUAGGUCCGAAUCCUAGUGAGUGGAGUGUGUGUGUCAUUAAGGACCAGUCUACUCUGUCGAAGGCUUUCUCAGCGUCUAUGGACAGGAGUAGACUGGAGUCUUUUGUUCGUGUGGCUUGAUGCACCAGGUUUAUGAUUUUUGUGGUAUUAUUUUUUGCUUCUCUACCGGGUAUAAAGCCCGAUUGGUCUUCGUGUAUGAUCCCCGGCAGGUGGGGGCGAAGCCUGUUGGCCAGGAUUUUUGUAAAGAGUUUGAGAUCUACAUUUAUCAAAGAAAUCGGCCUAUAGCUACCGCACUGAGAAGGGUCUUUGCCUGGUUUCGGGAUAAGCGUGAUUGUGGCGUUGAGUGCCUGUGAGGGGAGUGUAUUCCCUUGGAGGAGAGAGUUGAAUGAUUUUAUGAAAUGUGGGGUGAGGGUUGCGGCGUAGGUCUUAUAAUAUUUUGUUGUGAACCCGUCUGGACCUGGGCUUUUCCCGAUUGGGAGGUUUUUGAUAGCGUGAGUACAUUCUUCUACCGUGAUUGGGUGUUCCAGUGUUUGCGCUCAGGUUGUUUGGUAGUGUGGUGCGUAUUCUUUUUGUGAGGAAGCUUUGGAUGUCGUGAGCUGGUGUGGGAGUUUGUCUUAGGUUGUAUAGGGAAUGGUAGUAUUCUUGGAAGGCUGUGGUUAUGUCCGUGACUAGGUGAGAGAUGUUCCCUUUACUAUUCCUUAUGGAGGGUAUGAAGGUGUUUUCUCUUUGCUUUUUAAGUGCCUUGGCCAGCAAGCGCCCGCUCUUCCCUCCCUGUGUGUAGUAUAGGCUUCGUGUUUUUGCUAAAGCAUACUUUGUGUGUAUGUUUAAGAUUGUGUUGAGUUCUGUUCGUUUCUCUAAGAGUUGUUUGUAAUUUGUCAGUGAUUCGUCUUGGGUGUGUACUUCUUCUAGUUCCCUAAUUUCUUUGGUUAGUAGUGCAACUUGUGCCUCACGUUGUUUUUUGUGUCGGGACGCUAUUUGUAUGAUCGUUCCUCUGAUGGAGCUUUUGUGGGCUUCCCAUAUGAUUGGGUACGGUGUGUCUGCCUUGGUGUUUGUUUCGAAGUAAUGAUGUAGGUUUUCUUCGAUUUGGGUUUGUAUUGUUUGGUUGUUUAGUAGAUUGUCGUUUAAUUUCCAUUGUGUUCUAGUGGGGUGUAGAGUGGGGAUUGUGAUUGUCAUUGAUAGUGGGGCAUUGUCUGACCAUGUUAUUGGGGCAUAUUCACAAGUUUUGAUAAGGUUCAGAAAUCUAUGUGGGGUAAAUAUCAUGUCUAUUCUGGAAUAUGUUUUUGAUUAGUGUGAGUAGAAUGAGUAACUUCUGCUGUUGGGGUGUAUGACUCGCCAGGCGUCGUAGAGUUGGUGUGUGUCUAACAGUUUUUGUAUCUGGUUCCUUGUUGAAGCCUGAUAUGUUUGGGCUUGAGAGGUGGUGUCAAGUCUCCCAUCUAUUGAAACAUUGAAGUCUUCUCCCAGAAUUAGUAGCCCUUCUGUGAAUUUUUCAAGCCUGUGGAGUAUUUUGCGUAGGGGAGUCUUUCCUGUUGGGGAGGUAGAUAUUAGCGAGGGUUGUGAUAGUGUUCCCUAUUUGGCCUUUUAGAAAGACGAACCUGCCUCCCUCAUCUGAGUAGUGAUCUUUAUAUGUAAAGGGUAGGUGUGAGGCGAGAAGAAUCGCCACCCCUCUCGAUUUUGAGCCUCCAUAGUUGCUAAAGAAUCCUUUGGUAUAGAAUUUUGAUCUAAGUGUGGGGGCUGUGUCUUUACGGAAGUGUGUUUCUUGUAUAUAUAUUAUAUCUGUUUUCUGCCUGUGAUAGUCUGUGAGUGCCUUAUGGCGUUUCUCGGGUGUAUUGAGGCCUUUGGCGUUGUGUGUUAAAAUUGUUAUGGUUGCCAUGGUUGUGUUGGGGUGUAUGUUACACUGUGGGAUAAGUGUGGUCUUGGUGAGGGUUUAUGGUGUUCUCGUGCAAUCCGUUCCUGUUCUGUGUUGUGUAUUCUUGUUCGACCCUUGGUUCAGCCAGUUUACACAAAUCGUAUACAAUAUAUAGCAAUGCACGGGUUAUUCUCAGCAAACAGCGGUUACAACAAUACUUAUUAAAACAAUUGCAAUGAAAACAGUAAUAUUAAUAGGUGAGCAGUUAGACCGUUGGUGGUUCCCUACUGGUAGUCGUAUAUGUUGUCGGUCAACUAUGUACAGUGGUUAGAUACCGAUAUGUAUGUGCUAAAGAGAGAUGUCUGAGUUCGGAGGGAUGUCCCUCGUUGGUAGCGAUAGUCUACUGGUGUCUGCCCCUGAGAUGUCCCAGUAUCUACAGUGGGCUAUGGUAUAAUGACACCGUGUUAGGGUUGGCGUGUAGGUGUCUGUCUUUGUGUGUAAUGGCUAGUUUGAUAGUGUUUUGAUUAUUACAGUCUGUGAUGUGGCGGUGUUGUCAGUUAGUUUCAAGGGGAGAGCUUACGGAUGAGACCGCGUAUUUAGUUUACAAUUUUAUAGGAGGAUUAUUUUUUUUUUUUUUGGGGGGGGGGUUGGUUUGGAUAUAGUGAUGGUUUGGGGUGGUUGGAGGGAUCUAUGUGUUUUGUUUUGUAUUUCUAGGUGGUUUGUAGUGAUUUUUUUUUGAUUUUUUUUAUUCGUUUUGUGUGGACGCUUCUGUGUGACCGAUGGUGGUUAUGUGGCAGGUUGUGUUAGCUUUCCAUGUGCCCAUUUAGGGUGGGCCCAAUGGCUUCAGGGUAGUUGUUGGAUUUCAGAUUGUGUGAGUUUCGUGUAGUGUGUGCCUAGUUCUUUUGCCUAUCAGGCGACUCUGCUCUAAUGUGUGUGGGUCAUGUGUGUUUCCGUUCAGUGUUGUUUAUGUGUGGUCGGGUCUAUGACCUCUCCUCGUGAUAGUGUUGUCACCGUCCGGUUGUCUGUAAUAGUAUCUUAGAGUGAGCAGCAUUAAGUGUGUCUUUUGAAUAUACAUAAAAACCGUAACAAAGUAUGCAUACGACCUGUACGUGGGAUCAUCCUUAUUUUAUUUUAUUUUUUUCUGUCCUAUGUCUUGCAUUGUUCUUUAGCUUAAAUGUCCAGGUCUGUUCGCGUUAGCGUUGCUAGUCACUCUAUCUGUCCCAGUGGACGUAUAUCCCUUGGUAUUUUUCUUCUUUAUCUUUUUCUUGCUUCUUCGGUCGUCUCGUUCAGUUGCGUCAAUCUUUGUUUUGUUGUUUCCAUCUGGUGUUGUCUUUGAUAAGUUCUUUAUCUGUCCGUGGGUCCUCUGGUUUGCCUGUCAUCCCUCUGGGGCAUGCUGUUCUGUCCUCCUCUUUGUCUCUUCGAAGGUGUAUGCCAGUUUUGACCAGGUACUCGGGUAUCUAGCAAGGCUGUUGGGUCGGGGGCAUACCAGUUUGCAAUGUUGACCUCUGUCAGGUUGAGGGAUUCAAUAAAGGGGGCGACGUCUUGGUAAGUGGAUAUUGUGUAAGUUGAGCCUUGCAUGCACACUAUAAGGGCGAAAGGGAAGCCCCACCUGUAUCGUAUGUUUCGUGCUCUAAGUUGGUCUGUAAUCGGCCUCAGCGCCCGUCUUGCCUGGAGGGUGUGCCAAGAUAGGUCCGGGUAAAUCUGGAUUUCGUGUCCCUGGUAUAGAAGGGGGGAGGAAGUGUCUCUUAGUGCCCGUAAGAUGUCUUCUUUUAGGGAAAAGUAGUGUAUGCGGCAUAUUACGUCGCGUGGGUUUUCACUUGAGCCAUUUUUGGGUCGCAGAGACCUAUGUGCUCUGUCCAGUAGCACUGAGGAGUCUGGAGGGCGAUUUAGUAUAAGAUUAAAUAGGGUGGUUAGCUGGUCUUUUACAUUUUCUCUGUCUGCUUCUGGUAACCCCCUGAUGCGCAGGUUAUUCCUCCUACCCCUGUUAUCAAUAUCGUCGAGUCCUCUCUGGAGCAUGGUUAGGUGUCUCUCUUGUAUGGUAAGUGCAUGGGUGAGGUCUUGUAUUUGAGUGUGACAUAUGCCCCUGUCAUCUUCCAAGUCUUGCACCCGUCUGCCUAUCUGCCUUAUUUCAGAGCUCAAGCCCUCCAUUUUGAGUUGAAAGGUUGUUUCUAGCUUACCUAGCAUUUGUGCUAGAUCCAUUCUGGACGGUAGGUUUUUUAGUAUGCCCUUUAUGUCCACGUCUACAGAGGCUGAUGAGGCUUCUGAUCGUGCAGGACUCAGCGGUUCUGAGUCUAUAUGGAGCGCCACCGGCGCCAUGAUGGAGUCUCCCACGUCUGCCACGCGGUCUGUGUACUCCUUGAAGAGGCGGGUAACCGAGCCCGGUUUACCCGCUGGCUGUUUCCCCUGUGGCUGGUGAGGGGUUUGUUGUCUCUUGUUGUUCCCCAUUUUGUUUAAAAUCCUCCGUUUAGUCGCGGUCUCUGUCCGUUUUGCUCGGAGCUGGUUUAGUGUGCGGCCAUUCGAGUCGGCUGCUAGCCACGCCCCCCUAAAUUAUAACUUUAAACAUUGAACAUUCCGCAGCUGUGUGGGUGAUAUGUCCAGUGGUGGCAUCGACCUGGGUUGAGGGGGGGCGUUAAGUAGAGUUAGCCCUUGUGAGAAGUGGGCUACAGGCCCCUAGUAUUGGUAGAGUCAGCCAUUGCCCUGGUUCGGAGGUGGCAGGGAGUUCAGUAAUGUCACCAAGUCGGAGAGAAGAAUCGAGUGGUAAUGUCACUUGGGAUGGGUCUCUUGUGAGUUGCAAGACACGUACCAUGCUCUCGAGAGGCCAGGGGUAGGUGAGGGUGUCCUGGAGGGAUGUAGUCGUCAAGGUUGUUGAUCCGCGUUGGAUCCCUUUGAGCCUUAGGUGGUCAGGAAGAGGGUAAGACUGCAGUGGGCCGUAUUUGGGGAGGGGGGUCAAUGUUAGCAAUCCUUGGGUUUGUUGAGAUUCUUCGGCGGGUUGGUCGGGCAGGUGUAGGGUACUGCGGGUGGUCUCGGCAACCUUAUAAUCAUUGCCGUAACUGGCGGGCGUGUGUUGCUAGGAUUGGCGCGUGGGCCCUAUGGCUCCUCUUAGGUGGUGACCGAGGCGUAUGUGACCGGUGUGUUGUUUCGUGGUACAAAAGGGGGGCAGUUCUCUGGGUCCUAGCUGUGAGCCGGGGUGGUGGGGGCUCGGUGGUCCGCUUGGAAGAGAGAGUCCCGCGGUAGGCCCAAGGCCUGUAGAAGAUCCGCUACGUCCUGUGGGCCGUGGAUUUGGUGAGUUGUUUCUCUCUGCUGCACGAGGAGUGUGUGAGCUGACCUCCAGCGGUAGAAGAUUUUGUGCCUCUGGAGCAUGGCAGUGAGGGGUCUGAGUGAUCUACGCCACGCCAAAGUUCCUUUCGAGAGGUCAUUAUAGAAUGUUAGCUUUGUAUUCUCAAAUUGUAUAGGAGUGUUUCCCCGGGGGCGGUGAUGAUCGAUGCUUUGUCUGCUCUAUUUUUGAAGAUAAGGAUAGUGCCCCUUGUGGCCGCGUCUGGGGCCCUGGCAGGUUUCGGGUCACUUUGAAUUUUUAAUUCAAAUUUUGCUAAAUAACCAUACUAGUAUUUUAAUUGUUUUCCAGGAUUCACUUGUUUUCAGGGUAUUUGAAUUGCAAUAAUUUGAGGCCUCUAGUCAGGAACAUCAAAAGCCACACAUGUGGCAUGGAAACUCAACCCAUAUGCCUCUUAAAAUGGCUUCCUUCAAAAUCUUUGGUUCUCCAGAAGUGUGGAUUUUUAAGUACAUCCCCCUAUUCCUAUUAUUGUCUCUUCCUGGGCAGGACCAUGAAUUCAUACUUUGUUGUCCAUUCACUUUUAGUCAUAGGGUUCACAAUAAUUACCUUUUUUUUGGAUCCAACAAUCAUGAUAUUAUUAUUUUACUGAAUCUCUGUGGGUAGAGCCGUUUAAAGAGAUGGUGGUUGAUGUCUUGAAACCCAGGCCCAAGACAAAUCACAAGGGAGGGCAGAUAUCCUCGAUGCACCACUUGAAAGUGUAAUGUCAUUUCCAUGGAUGCAUUUUCUAAAUUGAUCAGCUCAAGGAUUGCUACUCCCUAGAUUCCCCAAUAAUCUACUGUCAUUCUCCUGGACACCUCAGGCUUCUUAACUUGUGACAUGGUCUUAUAAAAUGGCUCACUGCAAAGGAAAAUACUUGACUGUCUCAGUAAUUUAUUUCUGUCUUUUGUGUGAAACAUCAAAUUAUAGGCAAUAUAUUCUCUGCUAAAUACAAGGUUAGUCUUUUUAUCUAAUCUUGUAGGAAGUUGGGGAGUGUCUUAAUAGGUAUAGGUUGUUGAAUAGGGCUAGUUUCCACUACUGUGGAUUUUUUAGAUUUGGACCACUGUUGUUUGCUGUUAAUCUUGCUUAGGAAACUAUGGGAGUUUGUUUGGGGGAAUCCAUUUGAGCAUGAUUUAGUUUAAUUUAAUUUCUUUAUUUAGCUGAGGACAGCAUUUUCACAAAUACGGUUGUUAUUUUUUCAUAUGGCAAAUUAAGAUUUUCUUAGUUAGAACAAUGAUCUAUAUACACACUGUCUUACACCUAUAACUGCCUUGAACCUAAAAAUAUUUAACACCUCAUUUUGAGGUAGCUGAAGAAGGGCAUAGAAGCUCGAGCAAGGAUAAUUUUGCGGGAACUACAAACUCACGUAAAUCCAGCUGACACGGGUACCAUAGAAGAGCCAUAUACUAUAAUUGGUAUCCCGAGCAUUUCAUUAUAGGAGGGAGCUCUAAUUGUGGGUUGAGACACUUAUUUGGAACUAAUCCGAUGUACUUAUACAUAUUCUUUAUAUCUGUCUCCAUUUGUACCAUCAUCUAUGUGGAUAGUUUAACAUGUAGAUACUAUCGACUUAAACAUCAGCAGUUGGUCCUAUUUUAAUUUUAUUACUAUUUUUUCGUUCUGCACUAUUAUACUCACAUUGUUUAUUUCUAUAUAUUUUGUUUCUUACCCAUUUAAUAAAUUUAUUAAAUAAAUUUAAUAAAACUAUAGUUCUUUUUUUUGCUGUCUUAUCAAAAGGCAUUAUUUUGCCUACUAUUGGCAGAGCAGCCUAUAUUAGGGUACUUGGACGGAUAUUGGGUGCGCUGUUUAGUUUACCCAUUCCAGUCUUUCUUUUUUUGAUUAUUUUUGGGUUAUGCCCGAAGUACCUUACAACCGUUUAAACUUUGGUGAAAGUUUUUCUUUCUCUCACUAUCGUUGUAUAUUUUCUAGGUGUUGAAUAGGCUGAUGGGGUUGCAUUUGAAAGAACUAGCAUUUUUAACUAUUGUCACAUUAAACAUUACUUUACACAAAUGUUAGGUUAUAUAGGUUUUGUGGCAACAAUUGCAAUGCAAUUAUAAUUCCAGACUGUUGCACUACAAAAUCAUGUUAACUGUUGCUUUUCUAUUCCUCUGCAUCCAGCACUAGUAUACAAAAUAUUGCCCUUCUGUUUAGCUACCGUAUAUAUUAGAGUAUAAGUCGACCCGAAUAUAAGUCGAGACCCCAACGUUUACCUCAAAAAACUGGGAAAACUUACUGACUCGAGUAUAAGACUAGGGUGAGAAAUGCAGCAGCUACUGGUAAAUUUCUAAAUAAAAUUAGAUCCCCAAAAAAUUAUAUUAAUUGUAUAUUUAUUUACAGUGUGUGUAUAUAAUGAAUGCAGUGUGUGUAUAUAAUGCAGUGUGUGUGUGUGUGUGUGUUUGUGUAUGAGUGCAGUGUGUGUGUGAUGUAGAGACUUGGUGGGGGGGGGGCGUGGGCAUUUUUAAUUAUUUUAUUUUAUUUUAAUAUUAUUACAUUUUUUAUUUAUUUACUUUUUUUUUUCAUCCCCAUCCCUGCUUGUUGCUGGCCAGGGAAGGGGGGCUCUCAUUUCCUGGUGGUCCAGUGGUGUGCACUGUGUAGGAGGGGGGCUGGCAGCGAGCUGUAACUUACCUUUCCUGCAGCUCCUGUCAUCUCCCUUCUCUCUCCUCCGGAGCUGACCGGACCGGAGGAGAGAGAAGGGAGCUGACAGGAGCUGCAGGAAAGGUAAGUUACAGCUCGCUGCCAGCCCCCAACAGGACCGCCAGGCUUGUAAUGAGCCUGGCGGUCCUGGUCUGUAUUAUGGCAAUGUAAGUUGCCAUAAUACAGACAUUAACUCGAGUAUAAGUAGAGUGGGGGUUUUGUGCUGAAAAACUCGACUUAUACUCGAAUAUAUACGGUAUGUAUUUUGCUGUGCUGCUUCACAGCUAUGAUAUGCAUAUGCCUUUUACUAGGGACCUUAUACAUUAUGCAUCUUUUAUAAACAUCACACUAGUUGUUGGCUACAUUUACAUUAUAAAAUGAACCCUUGAGAUGUUCUUCUUAUUCUGCCAGUUUGCAAGUCAAUCUACUUGGCUCUCUGAUAUCCUUAAAUGCCCUCAACAGACAAUGUUCUUAGGAUAAUUGCGUGACAUAGUAUGUGUAAAGUGAAUUAACUGUUUAAAUAUAUAAACAUUAAAACUCAGAACAUGAGACAUGAGUUAACCUAAAUUAAACAGAUGUAUUUCAAAAGUAAAAUAAUGGUGGUGUAGUUAUUUUCUACUUUUACAAUUCAAAUUUGCAUUGAAUAUCCAACUGUGCAGUGAUUUCAAGCUUAAAAUAGGUCAGUGUAAAUGGAUCGUCUAGUGAAAUAUACUCUUUUGUGGCUUGUUUUUAUUUUUAAUUUAAGAGUAAUUAUUAUUUAAAGCAAACUUUAGUACAAAUUAAUAGAAACUAUAUCAACUAUUAACUUCAGAAUAAUUUAAUGCAGAGAAGACUAUCUCUAUACAUCCUCUCUUCUAGAAGCAUUUUUAUAAACCUUAGCAACAAUAUUUGAUAACUGCUGGAAUGGUAAUUCAUCAUCUUUGACCUUAAGGAUGGUGUCUACAUUGGCAGAGAAAACUGGUGGCAGAGUUAUAUAUAUAUUAAUGGAGUAUUAAUUUGAAGAAAACCGAUUUUGGAAUGUUUUUGCUGCAUUUUUCACAGUUAACGGUUUACUGCUGUGAGGAAUUUUAAUAAUUGAAAAUAUGCCGCCAUAUUAUUCUACAAUAUUCCAGGUUGUUAAUAAGGCAACUCAAAUAUUCAACAUUGUGGCCCCAUGAUGCAUAUGCAGGAUAACAUUGUAUCAUCUUAGACAAACAUGAAAUAUGAAUCUCUCUCAAAUGCCUAUCUUCUCACUAUUUCUUUUUCCUACCAUCUUGCCUUAUUUCUCCUCUGCACAUAAAUGUUUUCUUAUUUUGCAAUCUUACUUCACCCGCACUCUAUACCACUCACUCACUUCCCCACUCUCUCUUUACCAGUUUUGCUCUUUCUAUGUAUGUGUUCUAAUUGUCUCUCCCACAUCAUUUUUACCAUGUUUACACACUGCCAACUAUCUUUUACCCCUUAUUUCUACCCAUUUUUUCACUUAAUAGCAAUAUGUUAUUCUUGCUCUUUCAUUUAUAGUCUCCAUUUUUUAUUCCCACCCACCUUCUCCCUAUCCCCAGUGCAUAGUUAACUAAUUUUGUUAGUUUAUUUUUCCCUUUUCCCCCACUUAAAAAAAAAUAAAUAUAUAUAUAUAUAUAUAUAUAUAUAAUAAUAAUAAUUUACAUAUACUUCUGACUUCUGGUUACUCUUUAACCCCCCCACCCCUUUUUUUUUUCCUUGCCCUUAUAUCACCCAUCUUUUUCUGUACUAAGUUUCUUUCUCUUACACCCUCCAUUCGAUUUUGCCUCCAUAUGCCUUCCUGUGACAUCCUGAUCCAUAUUAUAUUUGCAGGUAACUUGCCUCUUUGCAGCCUUUAUCUUACUGUUCUCCAGAUCCAUUUUUCCAUAUCUAUCUCUCCAUUCUUUCGCCCACUGUACCUGUACUCAUUUCUCCCCCACUCCCAUUAUGUAGCCAAGUCAUUUCUGCUCUCACCCACCCCUCUCUAUCCUAAUAUUUAUUUUCUUUAUUACUUAUUUUAUCUAACUAGGUCACUCCCAUUGCCACAUUCUUACCUCUUAUUAGACCCAAAAUAUGGAUUUUUAACUUGAUAAUUACUCUCUUGUAGUGCUUCUUUGCCUACUGAGAAUGGGACCUUCCAAAAAUAAAUUGGUUAUAUCCAAUGGUAAGCUGUGAGAUGCUUGGUUGUCUCUAGUUAAUGAACUGUUCGCUGUUGCUCACAGGGGCGGACUGACCGGUCGGGCACUUCGGACACGGUCCGAGGGCCCGGCCGGGAGGGGGGCCCGCCGCCAGGGCCGCCUUCAGGGGGCCCGGCGGCAGGGCUGGAUUGGGGGGGGACUGCAGGUGCCACCGGGUGGCCAGUCCGGUGGCACACUGUGAGGUGGGGGCGGCCGUUUCAUGUUAGAGCCGCCGGACCGGGUGGCAGCCUCGCCGGUCCGGCGGCAUUCCGCUCACUAACACUGAAGAGGAAGGAGGAGGAGGAGCAUGUAUCUGUCAUGCUCCCUGCGGUUCCCACAAUUCCCAGCACAGGAUGUGGGAACCGCAAAGGAGCAUGACAGACACAUGCUCCUCCUCCUCCUUCUUCUUCAGUGUUAGUGAGCGGAAUGCCGCCGGACCGGCGAGGCUGCCACCCGGUCCGGCGGCUCUAAAAUGAAACGGCCAGCCCCCUCUGACUAGUAAGAGGGGGGAGAGAUGGGGAGGGGGGAGAAAGAGAGGGGAGAGAUGGGGAGGGGGGAGAAAGAGGGGGGACAUAGAGAUGGGAAAGGGGGAGAAAGAGGGGGGAACAGAGAGAUGGGGAGGGGAGAAAGGGGGGGCAAUAAAGAGAUGGGGAGAAAGAGAGGGAAGAAUGAGACACAGGGGGAGACAGAGACAGAGAGGGAAGAAUGAGACACGGGGAGAAAGAGGGGGAAUAGAGAGAUGGGGAGGGGGAGAAAGAGAGAGAGGGAAGAAUGAGACACAGGGGGAAUAGAGAGAUUGGGAGGGAAGAAUGAGACACGGGGAGAAAGAGGGGUAAUAGAGAGAUGGGGAGGGGGAGAAAGAGACAGAGAGGGAAGAAUGAGACACGGGGAGAAAGAGGGGGAAUAGAGAGUUGGGGGAGGGGGGAGAAAGAGAGGGAAGAAUGCCCCCCUCCCCUGUCCGCAGGCACUGUGCGGGCAGGGGAGGAAGAGAGGACCUGGGAGCUCACCCUGCAGCUCCUCUGGGUCCUUCUUGCGCAAGCACAGAGCGUUGCCGCGGUUACCAUGGCAAUGUUACUGCUCUUGCGAGAGUCAACUCUAGCCCUGGAGCUACGGGCUAGAGUUCACUCUCAACACUGUAACCCCCAUGGAUUCCUGGUGGUCGCAGUGGUGAGAGUGAACUCUAGCCCCAUAAACACACUGCCCCCACACACACACCAUACACAUUCACACACUGCCCCAUACACACCAUACACAUUUACACACAUUGCCUCACACACACACAUACACUGCCCACCCAUAUACACACAGACCCCCAUACACAGCCCCCCAUACUAACAUUGCCACACACAUACAAUGCCCACACACUCUACACAUUCACACACUACACCCCCACACACACACUGAACCUUUCACACACAUUGCACCACUGCUCCUAUUCCCUACUACAGCCUCAUAUCCCAGCAGACCCCAGGUAAGUUGUCAAACUGUUCUUAAGCGGUUUGACUACUUACUCUGGAGCAGUAGUGGUUAUUGUGCAUGGAUUAUUUCUUUAAAUAAUCUACAAGUGCCCCAGUAGCCAGCCAGCCAGCCCACAGGCUGGCCAGUAGCCAGCCCACAGGCCAGUAGCCAGCCCACAGGCCAGUAGCCAGCCCACAGGCCUACAGCAAGCCACAGGCUUACAGCCAGCAAGCCACAGGCUUACAGCCAGCAAGCCAUAGCCUGCCAGCCGCAGUCAGCAAGCCCACAGCCUGCCGGCAGUAGCCAGCAAGCCCACAGCCUGCCAGCCGCAGCCAGCAAGCCCACAGACUGCCAGCCAGCAAAAGUAAGGUAAGAGGAGCCAACUUGGCUUAGGUAUCAGCGAGCUAUGUUGUGUUGCUAUAUUGUGAAUAGGAACCAGAGUGUUGGAGAGACCACCCUCCAGGCCCCAUUAGACUCUAGCCUCUGCUAGAAAUCCCCUCCAUGGCCCAUUAGCCCUCAAUUGUAGUUUCUACUGGGGCCUGGAGGCGACUGUUUCCGGCAGGGGAUAUCUAAUGGACGCUGAGAUGGCCUCUGUUAGAAAGACCCCCUUCCAAGCCUUUUAGACUCCAUUGUAGUCUCUAAUGGGGCUUGGAGGGGAUUCUUUCUAACACACCCUCUAAAGGACACUGAGAUAGCCUCCGCUAGAAAGACCCCCCUCAAUGGCCCAUUUGCCCUCAAUUGUAGUCUCUACUGGGGCCUCGAAGGGCUUAUUGCCCUUUUGUUCCUUGUGUCUAAAGAUUGUGUACGGUGUGGCUGGAGGCGGGACAAGGGUGGCGCUUGCUGCAGAGUAUGGGUGGGGCCUGUAAGGGGGCCCUUGAUUUAUUUUGCCCGGGGGCCCUGAGGGUUCUCAGUCCGCCCCUGGUUGCUCAUCAUUGACAAGUAGAUACCCAAGAUAAGUAAUUUCACAAGCAGAUAGAAUUGGAUUACCUGUCUUCAUAUUUUCCAUCUGCAAUAUUCAUGUUAAUUUGAAUAGUGUCCUGAACUGUGAAAUCUGCCUACUUACACACAAUGGCCAGCAUGAUCACCACUUUGAAAAACAUAUUUUUCACUGCAUUAUUCCUCGGGAUUGUCUUUUGACAUUCAAUGUAGUAUAUAAUGCAUAGUACUCUUGAGAGCUCACAAAUCAGCGCUCCCUUGCAGCCCUCUGCCACCAGGCUAACAAGGUAUUUGCCUGGACAUUUGAGGGUGGCAGUUUUUUGCCGCUCCCCUGGAAAGUGACGCCCAAGGCAACGGCCUUGUUUGCCUUGCGGCAAAUACGUCACUGGGUAUGGGGCAUGCAAUGUUGGAGGAAGGAAGGGAGAGAGUUAUAAAAGUUGGUGCAAAUGCACCAUAACCACUGCAUGGGUUGUAGUAAGAUAUUUCUAAUUCUUGUUUAAAAGAAUGUUACAAUAACAAUAAAAAUAUAAAUGUGAAGUAGAGGGAUAUAUCAUUAUACAUUUUUCACCUUGACAUUAUGUAACUGAAAUGACGUAAUAUAAAUAUUUAAUGCAUCCAUUUACUGAUUGAAUAAGCCAGAAGAACAAUGCAAAUAAAUUAAAUUAUAUCAAAAUGCAUAUUAUUUGUUUUAAACAUUGGACAUAGUGCAUUGGUUUAUCAAAAAGUGAUACUAUGACUGUUUUUUUCAAGUGGCAUUUGAGGAAGGCCAGUGUGGCUUCUAUCUCAUAGAACAGCAUUAAAUAUUUCUGCACUUAGUUGAGUGCUCAAGAUAAACACUUAAUGAGAUUUUUCCCCCCCAUCCACUUAUAUUAACAGUGUUUGUAUUACCCAGAGAAUGUGAUUCCGACAAGGAUUAAUGUUGUAGGAAAUAUCACUUCAGAAUAGAAUGAUAAAUUGCUUUGCCGACAUCUGUCCAUGGAGACCCAUUCUGCAUCCUCACACCCCUUGGAAUUAUUACAUAUAACUCUCCUGAUAGCCAAUUGCCAAUCCCAUCUGUGCUCUCACACCGCUUGGCUGGUAUUUUCUCAAACAUUACCAAACUGUCCUCAUUUGACAUGAGCUCAGUGCAUGUUCUGCAUAUGAAGCUGACAGCUGUCCCGUUUAUAUGCUUUUGUUUUGUUUUUUUGUAGCUGCAAGAGCAAACUGUAUUCAGAGAAGCUGCCAAACACCAGUGUGAUUAUUCCUUUUCACAACGAGGGCUGGUCCUCACUUCUGCGGACAGUGCACAGUGUCCUUAACCGAUCUCCACCUGAACUCAUUGCAGAGAUUGUGCUGGUGGAUGACUUCAGUGACAAAGGUGUGUAUAGCUUAAAGUUAUCAUGGUCAUGAUCAAUGCAUUGCCGGCAUUCUGUUAUAAUUCACUACCCAAGUACCAGAAUCCAUGUAUACAAUGUUCAAAGUGAUAAGUUGCUAUGUAGGAUCCAAAAUUUACUGCCAAGUGGAAAUUGAUUGUUUUUUCAACAUGCUUUUUUUAUUUUGUGUGAUGUACGAAGUAGCAUGGAUAAGGUGCUCAAUUACAAUCUCAUCCAGACAUUACAAAGCUCCUUUUAUUUCAAGCCUUCAAUCAACAUGAGGGUCUAAUCUCUCAGUUUUUCUUUUAUUUAUUCUGUGAUACAAAUUUUAUUUGUGAUCGGCAGAGGAACACUUUAGUGUUAGGAAUACAAAAUUGUAUUCCUAACACUAAAUGGUUCCUUUAAAUAAAUUUUGUGUGGCCGGGCCCCUUCUAAUCUGCAAGGAGAGCUGUGAAGGAGAGAGCCCCGCUGGUACUUAGUAUCAGCUCAAACAGACAAUGCAGCAUGGGAGUGAUGUGCUGCAAGCUGAUAGUGCGUGCCCCCCCACCCCCACCCCCAAUAUCUCAACCCCACCUGCUUGCUCAUUUCCCAAGAGGUAGAGUAGACCAGGAGAGGAGCAACCCCAUAACUCCCAACAGACCCAACCAACAGAAGCAAACUUACUGCUCCUAUAAGGUAGGAAACUGAAGGGUGACUAACAUUUUCAUAUGUAUGGACCUUUUGGGUGUAUGUUUGUAUGCAUGUAGUGUUUGUAUCGGUGUACCUGUAUCUGUCAUUGUUUGUAUUGUGUGUGGCAGUGUUUGAAUCUUUAUGUCUCUAAAUCUGUAUGUGUGCCAGUAUGUGUAUCAGUGUGUCUGUGUAUCUUCAUAUUUGGUAGUGUUUGUAUCUGUGUGUCUGUACAUCUUUAUGUGUGUCAGAGGGAGCUAUAGUGCCAGGAAUACAGCUUUGUAUUCCUGACACUUAUAGCAGUAUCCCUUUAAGAUUGUAGACCACUAGCAGAUGCACAAACCCAGGCAGUGCUGGGAUAGCAAAUGCCCUGCAUAAAUCAUGCCUGCUGCCAUGUAGGAUCCAAAAUUUACUGCUUUCCCAUACUAAUGUGCCAACAGAUAUCUUAGUGCACUUCUUACUAUUGUAAUCUGCAACGGAAUAGCAUGAGGCUGAAGCCUACUGCCCCUGUAUGCUACUGGCCUGGAAAGGGUGCAAUUGCCCCCUGUUGUCUUUGCAAGCUUUCAUGCCUUCUUUUCCCCUUUCUUGAGAACCUAUCUGCUUGACAGGGUGCUUAAAUCACCCUUUCAAGUUUUAAAUUUACUUUAAUUUUGUUUUUAUCAGUUUUUUAAUGCUAUGUUCAAAUAUAAAAUGGAUAUUGUCAAAUUAAUAACUGUGGUGAUUUUGACCUAUUGUUCCCACAUAGUUGUUUUCUUAUAAUUUAAUUGGUAUUGCCAAAUCUGACAAUUCUUUGUGCUAAACUUUAACAGUUGUUUGCUUUCUUCACAGCAAUCAAUAGUACAUUAUUUAGAUGUGUUCUGUCUGUCAGAGUCCUAAUUGCUUCCCUGAGAACCUCUCUAUUUCUCCUAAGUUCUGCUGUCUCCUCUGGAUAGAAUCCUAUACUUUGGAUAGGAAUCAAGGAGGCACCUGUGGUAUAGUGGUCAGGAUUUCAACAUAUAGUGCAGAAUAUCCCCCAGGCAAGUGCAAUCUAAGGGAACAUAGGCAUUCAAAACUGAUGACUUCCUUGUGUACAUUGUGCUUGCUAUGGAGUGACAUAUAUCUUUGUAUAUGGAAGGUCUAAACCUGUAAGCAUGUUUUCUAGCAAUAAGUCGGGUAACAGUGUAAGUGUAGUCUGGUUACAGAAUAGUUUCAUACACAUCCAGUCAUUCUAAACAAAGCUGCUAAGCCCCAAUGUUAAAGGAGCACUAUAUGGUCAGUAACACAAACAUGUAUUCCUGACCCUGUAGGGUUAAAACCACCAUCUAGCCACCCUGAGCCCCUCAUGCCUCCCUAAAAAUAGUAAAAUCUUACUUGUAUUCAAGCCUGAAGCUGCUGUUUCUCACUGUUUCCUUUAGACCUGCCUACUGACAUCAGCAGAAGUGGUAGCCUGAUCCAAUCGCAAUGCUUCCCCAUAGGAUUGGCGGAGACUAACAAGGGGGCAGAUCAGGGGCAGAGCCAGCACAAUUCAAACACAGCCCUUUCAUAUCAGCAUCUCCUCAUACAGAUGAAUUUUACCAAUGUUCAGUGUCUGCAUGCAGAGGGAGGAGAUACUGAAUGUUUGGAUGCAUUUUAGGCAGCCAUGACCCAGGAAAGAUCUCUAACGGCUAUCUGAUGAGAGGUCAGUGAAGUUAUUACUAGGCUGUAAUAUAAACACUGCAUUUUCUCUAAAAAAGGCAGUGUUUACAGCAAAAGGCCUGAAGGUAAUGAUUCUACUUAGCAGAACAAAUUCAAUAAGCUGUAGUUGUUCUGGUGACUAUAGUGUCCCUUUAAGAGUCAGUCUGCCAGACUAUGUGUUGUGGGAUAUAUGUAGUAAGGGGUUUGGAAAAGUAGUCACUUAAGUUUUACUUUGAUUUUUUGCCACACUUUUAGAGUGGAACCUAUCAAUGGGUUUUGGGAGACUAUGUGUUUAAUCACCACCCUAUCUGUCCAUAUUAGCUAGGUAUUUUUCUUCUUUGUCUGUAAGAGUUCCAGGGGGAUACAAAGUUUAGUGGUUUUGGUACGUGCCAGUGACGUUUUUAAAGGAGAUGUGUAGGUUGAGGAUAUUUCUGAAAGGAAAUAUCCACCAAGUCUCUUUUUGGAAGAAUUAGUUGUGAUUGUUUAAUUUAUGCGGCCAUUACUUUCCAAAUAAAGUGAAGGAUGGAGGUGUUGAGUGACUCGAAAUAUAUCUUAGGGCUCUGAAUAGGAAUUGUCUGAAAUAACUAGAGCAGUUUAGGGAACAAGUUCAUCUUUAUGCAGUAUCCCACCCACCGUGUCCAUAUUAAGAGUCUUCAGAAAGGGAAGGAAAUGGGACCGUAGGUGGUCAGUCAUUUGCUUAUAGUGAAAUGCCGGUGACUUCAGACUUGUCCAUAUAAAGUUUCAAAUUAGAAAGCUGACCAUAUUAUCGAAACCAUUAACAAAUUCGAUAGGGGUUCAAUAAAAAAUAGGAGGUAGUCAGUGUACUCUUUGACCUUGUGUUUAGUUGCAUCCUGUUUGUAACCUACAAACAUUACCAUCCUGUGUCACCACCUCCAGAUAGGGUUCAAGUGUCAAGGCAAUCAAGAGUGGGGGGAUGGGAACACCCCUGCCUGGUCCUGUUUCGUAUCGAGACAGACUGGGAAAGGGCACCAUUAAGCGCUAGGUAUGGUGUAAAGUGCCGCUUUUAAGCAAAUUAGGACCAAAGCCCAUGUCUCUCAAGGUAAGGGUCAUGAAGCUCCAGUCCACUAGCAUUACUCUUCUUAUCACACUAUGUAAAUUUACAGAUACCCCAUUUUCUCUGUACGAACAGUUGAUGCAAUUGGGUUUUCCCCACUGGUCUCUUGAAUGGGACAGGUAGCACUUGGAGUGUUAUCAGAUACACCCCACUGAUGAAAGACAAAAUCAUUAGUCGCAAUCACAAUCAUCUGGAAUUGCUGUAUCUCUCUCGCAGAGGGAGUUUUGCAGCAUUUCAGAUAGAUUACCAUCUUGAAGGAAAUAAGCAUGAUAUGUGAAAGGCAUUGGAUCGAUCUGUAAUGACAUAUUUGAGUAAAACUUGGUUCAAGAGCCAAACAGAGAUUAAAUCAAUUGGCAAACUAUUGAGAUUAUCCAUUCCCAGUGUUAAUAUCUUCUGUUUGCUUUUGCUUCAGUGCAUUAGGUUUGGGUCUCCCCAAGUUAAAAGGGUAAUCCAGACAUGACCCCAUGUUCAGUUUGCCUAGAGGGGUAUCCGCUGCAAUUCACUAAUAAAGAGCAAAGAACAUAGAAGCAUAGAAACCUAGAAUGUGACGGCAGAUAAGAACCAUUCGGACCAUAUAGUCUGCCCAAUUUUCUAAAUACUUUCAUUAGUCCCUAGCCUUAUUUUAUAGUUAGGAUAGCCUUAUGCCUAUCCCACUCAUGCUUAAACUCCUUUACUGUGUUAACCUCUACCACUUCAGCUGGAAGGCUAUUCCAUGCAUCCACUACCCUCUCAGUAAAGUAAUACUUCCUGAUAUUAUUUUUAAACCUUUGUCCCUCUAAUUUAAGACUAUGUCCUCUUGUUGUGGUAGUUUUUCUUCUUUUAAAUAUAGUCUCCUCCUUUACUGUGUUGAUUCCCUUUAUAUAUUUAAAUGUUUCUAUCAUAUCCCCCCUGUCUCGUCUUUCCUCCAAGCUAUACAUGUUAAGAUCCUUUAACCUUUCCUGGUAAGUUUUAUCCCGCAAUCCAUGAACCAGUUUAGUAGCCCUUCUCUGAACCCUCUCUAAGGUAUCAAUAUCCUUCUGAAGAUACGGUCUCCAGUACUGUGUACAAUACUCCAAGUGAGGUCUCACCAGUGUUCUGUACAAUGGCAUGAGCACUUCCCUCUUUCUACUGCUAAUACCUCUCCCUAUUCAACCAAGCAUUCUGCUAGCAUUUCUUGCUGCUCUAUUACAUUGUCUGCCUACCUUUAAGUCAUCAGAAAUAAUCACCCCUAAAUCCCUUUCCUCAUAUGUUGAGGUUAGGACUCUAUCAAAUAUUCUGUACUCUGCCCUUGGGUUUUUACGUCCAAGAUGCAUUAUCUUGCACUUAUCCACAUUAAAUGUCAGUUGCCACAAUUCUGACCAUUUUUCUAGUUUACCUAAAUCAUUUGUCAUUUGGCUUAUCCCUCCUGGAACAUCAACCCUGUUACAUAUCUUAGUAUCAUCAGCAAAAGACAUACCUUACCAUCAAGACCUUCUGCAAUAUCACUAAUAAAAAUAUUAAAGAGAAUGGGUCCAAGUACAGAUCCCUGAGGUACCCCACUGGUGACAAGUCCAAGCUUCGAAUAUAUUCCAUUAACUACAACCCUCUGUUGCCUGUCACUCAGCCACUGCCUUACCCAUUCAACAAUAUUGGAAUCCAAACUUAAAGAUUGCAGUUUAUUGAUAAGCCUUCUAUGUGCAACAGUGUCAAAAGCCUUACUGAAAUCUAGGUAAGCAAUGUCUACUGCACCACCCUGAUCUAUAAUUUUAGUUACCCAAUCAAAAAAUCAAUAAGAUUAGUUUGGCAUGAUCUCCCUGAAGUAAACCCAUGUUGUCUCUGAUCUUGAAAUCCAUGUGUUUUUAGAUGUUCAACAAUCCUAUCCUUUAACAUGGUUUCCAUCACUUUCCCCACUACUGAAGUAAGGCUUACUGGCCUAUAGUUGCCCGACUCCUCCCUAUUACCUUUCUUGUAAAUGGGCACAACAUUCGCUAACUUCCAAUCUUCUGGGACUACUCCUGUUAACAAUGAUUGGUUAAAUAAAUCUGUUAAUGGUUUUGCUAGUACACCACUAAGCUCUUUUAAACUCACAUGUAAUAAAUUACUCAUUUAUCCUUUUUCUCAACUGAGGUCCCUUUCCGUUAUUUUCAUCUGUAAAUACAGAACAAAGAUAUUCAUUGAGGCAGUCAGCUAGACCUUUAUCCUCUUCUACAUACCUUCCUUCUUUUGUUUUUAAUCUAACUAAUCCUUGUUUUACUUUUCUUUUCUCAUUUAUGUAUCUAAAAAAUGUUUUAUCCCCCUUUUUUUUUACUGACUGUGCUAUUUUCUCUUCUGUGUGUGAUUUGGAAGCUCUUAUAACUUGCUUAGCCUCUUUCUGCCAAAUCUUAUUGAUCAUUUUGUCUUCCUCACUCUGGUUUUUUUUUAUAAUUCCUAAAUGCUAACUUUUUGUUUUUAACUAUUUUGUACCACAGUGGUUUCUUGAAUUUUUUGCUUUUACUGACAAGUAGUGAUGUCCCGAACUGUUCGCCGAACGGUUCGCCACGGACUCCAGUCAGCAGACACAUUCCAGCCAAUCAGCAGCAGACCCUCCAUCCCAGACCCUCCCACCUCCUGGACAGCAUCCGUUUUGAAGCUGCAUUCUUAGUGAGCUGUCCAGGAGGUGGGAGGAUCUGGGAGGGAGGGUCUGCUGCUGAUUGGCUGGAAUGUGUCUGCUGACUGGAGUCCGGGCGAACAGUUCGGGACAUCACUACUGACAAGCCUAAUGCAAUUUUCUGUUGCCUUCAGUAGUGCAACUUUUAAAUAAUCCCAUUUCUCUUGGACUCCAUUUAAAUUGCUCCAGUCUGAUAAUGACUCCUCUACCCAUAUUCUAAUUUUAGAAAAGUCUGUUUUUCUAAAGUCUAAAACUUUUGUUUUUGUGUGGUGUGACUCAGUCACUGUUCUUAUAUUAAACCACACUGACUGAUGAUCACUGGAUCCUAAACUUUCACCUACAGUAAUAUCUGAUACCAAAUCUCCAUUUGUUAACACUAAAUCUAGUAUGGCCUCUUUACGAGUUAGCUCCUCAACAACUUGUUUUAGAGACAAUCCCAGUAGGGAGUUUAGAAUAUGUGUGCUCCUGGCACAAGUAGCUAAUUUUGUUUUCCAAUUUACAUCAGGAAGAUUAAAGUCACCCAUGAUGAUAACUUCCCCCUCCAUUAUCAUUUUAGCUAUUUCCUCAACUAGUAGAUUAUCCAACUCUUAAAUUUGUCCUGGGGGCCUAUAAAUCACACCUACACGAGUUACUGUGUGAUUACCAAAUUCUAACGUAACCCAAACGGACUCUAUGUUUGCCUCACUAACUUUUAUUAGGCUAGAUUUUAUGCUAUCCUUCACAUACAGGGCCACCCCUCCCCCUUUCUUGCCUUCCCUAUCUUUCCUAUAUAAAAAGUACCCUGGUAUUGCUAUGUCCCAGUCAUUUUUCUCAUUAUACCAUGUCUCAGUAACAGCGACUAAAUCUACACUAUCAGUUGCCAUUAUUGCCACAAGUUCAUGGAUCUUUUUCCCUAAACUGCGAGCAUUUGUAGACAUGACUCUAAGCUUAUCAUUUUUUAACACACUUGCUACAGGCACCUUCUGUCCUUGUUUUGGGGGACAAUUGGAUUGAUGUUUUAUCACCCUUUUGCCCCCCUCCUCCUAGUUUAAAUACAUCCUUGCAAAACCUCUGAACUGCUCAUUGAGAACAUUUGUUCCCUUUUGAGAAAGAUGCAAACCAUUUUUUGUACAGCUUAUCUCCAUUCCAAACAGAGCUACCAUGAGAAAUAAAGCCAAAUCCUUGCUCCCUACACCAUUCACCAAGCCACAAAUUAAAGUCCCUAAUACACAUCCGCCUGUCAUUCUGAGUGUUAUGCACAGGCAGAACUUCAGAGAAUGACAGUGUGGAAACAACCUGCCGUAUAUCAUUGGCAAAAACACUAAAACCUUCCUUAACCUCUAAAACCUCCUUGCAAGCCAAGUAAUUUGUCCCUAGAUGGACAAGUACAUCCAAUUCCCCUUCCUGGUUUGCUUGCUUAACAAUAUUACAGAUACGUCUCCUGUCUCUGUGAGCUGUAGCUCCGGGAAGACACCUCACAAGACCACCAUUAUCCAUCUCCACACCUCUUAUAAUAGAAUCCCCCAACAACAACUGCUUUCUAUUAGGCCUCACCAUAGUCUCCAAGCCGGUCUCCACAACACCACUAGCCUCAGUGCCUCUCUCCACAACACCACUAGCCUCAGUGCCUCUCUCCACAACACCACUAGCCUCAGUGCCUCUCUCCACAAUACCACUAGCCUCAGUGCCUCUCUCCACAAUACCUCAGUGCCUAGCCUCAGUGCCUCUCUCCACAAUACCACUAGCCUCAGUGCCUCUCUCCACAACACCACUAGCCUCAGUGCCUCUCUCCACAACACCACUAGCCUCAGAAGGCUGAAAUGAUCAUCUUGAGAUUGCUGUAUCUCUCCUGCAGGGGGAACUUGUCAGCCCUUCUGAUCUGCACCUCCAUCGUCUGUGCCUGUCCUUUUUAAGAACAGGUUCUUCGUUGGCAUUUAUCAUUUUUUUUGUACCUCUCAUAGCCAAGGUUGCAUAGACUGCUGCCAGGGCUCUGCGGUUCUCUUCUAUCAGUUGGCACAAUCUCAUUUUCUUGGAUGUUUGACAUAAUCCUGCAGUUCGUUCUGCAGUUCCUGUCUGGUGACAUAAGAUGAGCAGAGAUGUUACAUAAGUGUAGGCGCUAUUACUUCAGUGGAAUGCACACAAAGGUUGCAAUGCAUUUAAACAUGAUUAUAUAGGUUAUAUUGGGGGGUCUUGGAGCCAAAACUCAAAUUGGUUAAAGGGACACUAUAGUCACCAGAACAACUACAUCUUAUUUAAUUUGUUCUGGUGAGUAGAAUCAUUACCUUCAGGCUUUUUACUGUAAACACUGUCUUUUCAGAGAAAUUGCAGUGUUUAUAUUACAGCCUAGUGAUAACUUCACUGGCCACUCCUCAGAUAGCUGUUAAGAGAUCCUUCUUGGGUCAUGGCUGCCUAAAAUGCAUCCAAACAUUCAGUAUCUCCUCCCUCUGCAUGCAGACACUGAACAUUCAUUGAUUCAUUUAAUCUCUGAGAAGAUGCUGAUUGACCAGGGCUGUGUUUGAAUCAUGCUGGCUCUGCUCCUGAUCUGCCUCCCUGUCAGUCUUAGCCAAUCCUGUGGGGAAGCAUUGUGAUUGGAUCAAGCUACCACUUCUGAUUAUGUCAGCAGACUGCCUUAUUUUUGAGUCUAACAACAUGCAGAGUUACAGCUUCUGGCUUGAAUACUGAAAGAUUGGAGGCUUGAGGGGCCCAGGGGCUACAUUUAUGGAGGCAUGAGGGGCCCAGGGGGUCUAGAUGGUGGUUUUAACACUAUAGGGUCAGGAAUACAUGUUUGUGUUCCUGACCCUUUAGUGAUCCUUUAAUACCAGUUUAGAAUACUUAAAGCCCCGCUAAACAGAGUAAGCCACUAGACUAGAGUCAUCCUAAAGUGAGAAAGGUAAUUUUGUAUGGAUGUUUUUAUUUUUUGAAUACUUUCGCUGGUCCGUUGGUUAGCUCCAUUCUUUUUAUUUUUGGAUAUCAAACCUUCUGAAAAGCAAGAAUCUACUAACAAGCCUCAAAGAGCCAAAGCAGUACUUCAUACUAAAAUCGUUGUUGCACUGGCUGUAACAUUCCUUUGCCUGGCGGCUGUAAGAAAAAACUGUGCAAUCCUCAUACUAAAUAGUAUGUUGAUGCUGCCAAGAGAGAAGUAAUUGCAUUUUUUAUGCAGUGGUUUCAGACAGAUCUUUCAGAUUUUCAUGGUUGUCAGUACUGCUGCACUAUGGACCAUUCCUGCUGCGUCUGAAUCCUCUCAUUUGCUUCCAGAUUCUGAAACCAAGGACUCCAGCAAAGGGUCCUUAUCUAGUUCACCCUCUGUAUCCAUGUCCUUAGAUGAUAUGAUGUGUUUUCAGAAGAGAGUCUAGAUAAAUUAGUCAAAGAGGUCCAUAUGGCUAUGAAGGAAGUACAAGGCACAUUUUCACAUUAAGACAAACCCUGGAUUCAUGCACAUUCUGCUUAGAGAAUGGCAGGCAUAUGGAGAAAGACCUUUGAUCACUAAGCACUUUAAAAUAUUUUCUAUUAAAUAAUAUAAACCUUGGGAUUCUAUGCCCAAAACUGAUAUACCCAUUGCACAAUUAGGUUCUAAUGUCUUACGGACAGGCAAGGCCAUUUCCUUCCCCAAAAUCUAAUGGAUAAAAAAGCUAAAACAUCUGUGAAAAAUUUUUCAGGUCUCUUCAAGUUUAUCUUUUGAUGAAUUAUUGAAGUCUAUAGCUGAAGGAAAGAAGAUUUUACCUCAAGAGAAAAAGAAAUCCAACUAGAACAAUAGUUUAUUUUUCUUUGGCAAAGCAUCUUGGGAAGAUCCUUUGGGCCAAAAUAUUCCAGAUACAGUGGCAGACAAGUUUAUAAAGAUAAGCCUAAAGAUAAAAGGAAGUCCUUCAGAUAAAAUAGAUGAGAAAUAUUUUGACGCCAGGCCGUGGAAGUGAGACUGGUUUAUUUUUCCAUACCUGGAAUCAGACCAUCCAAGAUUGAGUCCUAAGAGUCAAACAGCACGGUUACAACUGUGAAUUUGACAAUCUUCUUCAUCCUGUACUUUUGUUUUGAAGUACAUUAUUUGGUGCUAAGAGAGGCAUUAAGUGCUGUGGUCAUAGAACUUGAAAAGAGAGCAGUGUUAGAGAGCAGUGUUAGAAGAAGUGCUUCCAAAAGAAAGAAAUCUCAGCUGAUGAUGUUUCUUCUUGUUAGAAAGCACCAUGGUAUGUUAUCCUUUUUAGACCUCAUGAAAGUGAACACAUUCGUGUCCAAAAAGAAAUUCAGAAUGAAGAUUUACCUUUCAGCACUCAAAUAAGAUCUACGAUCAGUUCAAAGCCUUUCUCUUUGGUCUAUCACUCCAACAGUUUUCUCAUAGAGUCUGAUUGUACAUUUUGCCUGGAGAAAUGCCAAAGAAAUUGAAAGUGAGCAAGCUCUGGGUUUGCCAGGUUUGUCCAGCCAAAAAAACAAUAAGAGUUCUGGGACAGGUGCUAUCCUAGCACUAGCCUAGGGUUGCCAUCAGAAAUUUUGGGGCCCCUAACACAGCUCAAGGUCUGGGGCCUGCCCCCGAGUCCGCCCACAGGGAUGCAGUGUGUGUACUGAUUGUGGUGUGUGUGUAAAAUGGAUGUAGAAUUUGUGUGGUGGAUGCAAAGUGUGUGUGUAAUGUAUGCAGAUUGUACAUUUGUGUAAUGUAUAAUGUGUAUAUUAGAUGCAGAGUGUGUGUGUAGUGGAUGUAGUGCUUGUGUGUAUUAGAUGCGGUGUGUAUAGUGCAUACAGAGUAUGUGUUUGUACAGUGGAUGUAGUCUUUGUGUGUAUUAGAUCAGUCUUGAGGCAAAAUUAUAUGUUUGAUAAUGUGAAUCAAUUUUUAUUUUUUUUGCUUUUGCAAUGGUAGUCCAACAUUGCACACUGUUGCCUACUUUGUUGUCAACAUUUGUCCUUUUUAUUUGAUGCUAUUCCUAACUCAGUCCCAUUUAAUGUAUAAGCUAUUAAUGGAUUCCUUAUUUCAAAAUGCACUACUUUGAAUUAUGGAUUUUUAUUUCUGAAUUUUUUGACAAAAUGUAUUCUAGGUUAACUAUUAUAUAACUCUCUCUCUCUUAUAUGGUUUAAUCAUACAAUACUUGCUACUCUCGUAAUCUUUUUAAAAAUGUGCCCCACUUGUAACUAAAAUACAUUUAUGUACAAUAAAGUCUUAAAAAGAAAAUUGUGUCACAUUUUAUUACACUAAGACAAAGUGCUACCACUCUAAAUAAAAAUUAGAGUAUAUGCAGGUUUUCAGCAUGUAAAGGUUUUUCUUAAAGAGUAUGCGCUCAUACUAGUGUGGUGGAAAUCAAAUGUAUACACCCACCAAAUCCAUUACUGAAACAUUACAAAUUAACUGACACAAAAGCUAUGCAUAUAUUUACAGUAUUUUGUAUGACUGAACUGCCUUAUAAAAAAAAAUAGGUAUUUGUGCUCUUAAGUUUAUUGCUGAACAGAUGUAAUUUUCCCCACAGAACAUUUGAAGAAACGUCUGGAAGAUUACAUGGUUAGAUUCCCCAAGGUAAGAAUUGUGCGAACUAAGAAGAGAGAAGGAUUGAUCCGCACACGUAUGUUGGGAGCCACAGUAGCCAUCGGAGAAGUAAUUACUUUUCUAGAUUCUCAUUGUGAAGCCAAUGUGAAUUGGCUUCCACCCCUUCUAGGUAAGUAGAAAGCCCUUCUUCAAGUCAUACAUUUUGCCAUUCAUAUCUAUAAUUUUUAUUGAGCUUUAUAUGUAAAUACAUGUUUUUCUCUUGGUUCUUAAAAGAAUGGUUACCAUGAGGAUAGAAUGGAAUAGUAUUGUAAUUUGGCUGAAUGUGUGAUUUGAAUCUUUAAUAAAAGAGAUCAAGGAGAAAUAGUUUAUUGCACUUUUUCUGGCUGCUAGACUUGCUUGUUAAUCCAAACGCCAUGCUACUGUUUUACACUAAGGUAUAAUCCAACUUUGUUUUUGUUUUUUCUUCUGCAGACAGAAUUGCUCAGAACCGUAAAACGAUUGUGUGUCCUAUGAUUGAUGUAAUUGAUCAUGACCACUUUGGCUAUGAAACACAAGCUGGUGAUGCAAUGCGAGGGGCUUUUGACUGGGAAAUGUUUUACAAACGUAUCCCCAUUCCUUCUGAGUUGCAGAAUUCAGAUCCAAGUGAGCCUUUUGAGUAA
This is a messenger RNA of Pelobates cultripes (western spadefoot toad), 55549 nucleotides long. The record is from the annotation of a GenBank genome assembly. NCBI's taxonomy places the organism in Eukaryota, Metazoa, Chordata, Amphibia, Anura, Pelobatidae.